UACAGCACUACGAUAGCCACUACUCUACAAGGCUCUACCUCAGGCAGAAAUGGACUGGCUCUCGACUGUGUGGUGGAUAUUGACGCAAUUUCCAAGUGUCACCUUAUGAUGCAGGUCAGAUAUACAGAAAUAUUCACACCAAUAUGGUGAUUUUUUGUUGUUGUUGAAAAAGUCACUCUGCGAACCUACCAAUUGAAAAUCCUUGAAUUCACCUUAAAUUGCUUUGUCAAAAAAUGAUUUCACUUUGGGAGCUCCAGUUCCCCCUGGUUCCUCCCCAUUUCCAGCGCUGAAUAUAAUACAAAAUUGGAAAUUAAUAUGAUAUGGGACCUUUUAGUGAUGUUCUUUUCUAUGCUCCCUGUAGAUUAGGAAUCCACAGAUAAAGCGCCUUUCUCCCCAGAAGGAACAUUCUGUGCAACGCCUAAAGAGUUUGAGGUAAUCUGAAAUGACUGCAUGAAUAUUGCUUGCAUUGUGCAACUUGUGUGUGUUUUUGUACAUGUUUGUGCUCUUUCUUUUCCUUGCUCCUGUGCGGGUUUCCCCCUGAUUUGAUGUGUUUUGCUUAUUCUUCGUACCUUUUGCGUCUUAGACCAAAUUUAAAUCUGCAUGUUACAAUGUGCACAUCUAUCAUUUCUUAAGUGUUUGUGCUAUCAAAUUAUGAAUUAUUAUGGAUGAUUUGAGUUACAAAAGCACAUAUCAUCCACAAUAAUGCAUGAUUUGAUAGCACAAUAGUGCAGAAAUGAUACAAGCACACUAGUCCCAGAUCAUUCCAGAUUGUUUUUCCUGAGAAUGUGAUACUCUGCUCCGACAACACCAUCAUGUGUCUGGAGGUCCUGGGGUCCUGGGGGUCUCAUCUGGUGUUUUGGUUACUCUCCCAGGGAGUCGCUAGAGAGGAGUCGCCUCAAGUUCUCCCUCCAGGGGGGAAAGGUCACGGCCCUCUGUCCGCAGGAGGGGGAGCAGCUGUGGACGCUGAACAUCAAGAGAGCCCUACUGAGCAUGAUCCAGACCUCCCGCACCACCGAGAAGCAGGAAGUAGUGAAGGAGGUGAGAGGGGAUUUAAUCCGUCUCCCAAUAUGAGUAAAAGCAGGAUAGGCCAUGCAUGAAACAUUAGGUUAGUAUUUGCAGUAGGUGGAUGACGUAUUGCAGUGGUGUCCAAAGUCUGUUCUGCACGGCUACUGCGGUUGCAGGCUUUUGUUCCAGCCCAGCACUAACCCAAUUAACUCCUAAGUAAUUAUGAUCUGCAUUGAAUACCAUGAUUCAUUAAUCAAGUGUGUCAAAGCUGGGCUGGAACAAAAGCCUACACAUCCUGUAGCUCUCCAGAACCAAGUUUGGACACCUAUGUCUUGUACAUUGGACAAUCCUCUGCCUUUUUUCCUUCCUGUGUCAAUUCUUCAGACGGAUCUGUACGGGACAUGUACUAGUAAGUAUGAGAGGAGAGGGCCUCUACUGGUGAAGACGAGGAACCUCAGGCAGUGUCAACAGGACAGACUGGCAUACUUCUGGUCCCAUUCCACCCGUCUGAGAGAGGACACAGUGAGCUCUUCUACCAUCCUCUCCCCCGUCAACAUGGAAUAGUCUAUUGUUACCAUAGUCACAACCAAUCAUUGAUGUCUUCCUCUUGCAUUGAUGUUGGUACAGGCAGUGCAUAAUGAAAUACAGAAGUGCUAGGGAAUGAUGCCAACUUUUGUAACUUAGAGAGCACCAUGGAAACCUUCUAGUGCAGGUUUGGUUCAUAAAGGAUCUGUUAGAUUGUCAGUAGGUUUCAGAUGGACCUAAAAAUUGGUAGCCUGAGUCCCAGAUCGUUUUGUGCUGUCUUACCAACUCCAUUGCUGUCAUGGCGUGACAGUGACAGCAAUCGAGUAGACAGCACAUACAGAUCUGGGACUCAGGCUAAACCAUUUUGCCAGAUAAGCAAAAUACCUUCCACCAGUUUCUUGUGUACCCUCUAGCCAGUUAACACUUCCACUUUUACGAAGGAGGGUUCCUAUCUCUUAUGUCCACUUCAGACAGUGGACUCCAAACUCCAGUGUACCCAGCGGCAUGGGACUACAGUGAUGGAGGAGGUCAACUGCACAGAGAUCAUCUCCAUGGUACCGUUGUCAGGGUCAACAGGAGUGGUGAAGACCCAGACCGUCUCUACCCUUACGCUGCUCAGAGCCCAGAAGGGCACACCCUCAGGAGUGGGUGAGUAUGCUUCUGAUACCCUCCUCAGGAGUGUCUGAGUAUGCUUCUGAUACCCUCCUCAGGAGUGGGUGAGUAUGCUUCUGAGACCCUCCUCAGGAGUGGGUGAGUAUAGGCUAUACUGUAGUGUACCUGAAUGACUGUGUCACUUUGUUACCCAUCUGACAUCAAUGUGUUCUAGUGUUUGUCUGUGUAAAAGCUAAUAAUGCCAAAAUAAACUAUUACUACUAUUACUACUACACUACUAUUAGCUAGGAAGCACUCAUAUUGCUGUUACUUUCAUCACACUACUAUGACUACUACUGCUAGGACCACUAUGGCUGUUGCAAACUUUAAAUACAUUCUCAAUCAUUCUUUGAGAAUGUAAUUAUCUCAGUCAUUCAAAUUGAGAGGCUGAAAGCUCAAACUUUUAUUCAAAUGAAUGUAACUUGGUCACUUAGGCCCCACUCUCUCAACAAUAUGAUAUUCAUUUGAAUGAUAUUCUCCUCCCUCAGAUACGUUGGGUCUAGGUGUCCUGACUGACCUCCAGUUUGUGGAGGAGGGGGCUGAAGGGAAAGCCAGAGGCAGGACGUCCUCCCCCCAGGAGGCCACGGACACCGUGAGGAAGCUGUGUGGUCUCACCUCUGACCAGCAACAGGUAGGACCCCUAAGACAUCAUAAGGGAGUCAUUCACGCUUAUGACAAGUCUUACAAUGCAUUAUAAUCAAUCAAUCAAUCAAUCACAUUUAUCAAUUUACAUCAGCAGAUGUCAGAAAGUGCUUAUACAGAAACCCAGCCUAAAACCCCAAACAGCAAGCAAUGCAGAUGUAGAAGCACGGUGGCUAGGAAAAACUUCCUGGAAAAGGCAGGAACUUAGGAAGAAACCUAGAGAGGUACCAGGCUCUGAGGGGUGGCCAGUCCUCUUCUGGCUGUGCCGGGUGGAGAUUCCAAGAGUACAUGGCCAUUAAGGCCAGAUCGUUCUUCAAGGUUCAAACAUUCAUAGAUUACCAGCAGGGUCAAACAAUAAUCACAGUGGUUGUAGAGGGUGCAACAGGUCAGCACCUCAGGAAUAAAUGUCAGUUGGCUUUUCAUAGCCGAGCGUUCAGAGGUCGAGACAGCAGGUGCGAUAGAGAGGGAGAGAGGGAGGGAGAGAGAGAGAGAGAGAGAGAGAGAGGGAGAGGGAGAGAGAGGGUCGGGGUUCCAUAGCCACAGGCAGAACAGUUGAAACUGGAGCAGCAGCACGACAAGGUAGCACGUCUGGUGAACAGGUCAGGGUUCCAUAGCCACAGGUAAAACAGCAGAAACUGGAUCAGCAGCACGACCAGGUCGACUGGGGACAGGGACAGCCAGGAGUUGUCAGGCCAGGUAGUCCUGAGGCAUGGUCCUAGGGCUCAGGUCCUCCGGGAGGGGAGAGAGAGAGAGAUGGGAGAAUUAGAGGGAGGACACUAGAUAAGACAAGAUAAUUUCACCAGAUAGGACAGACUGACCCUAGCCCCCCGGCACAUAGACUUUUGCAGCAUAGACACUGGAGGCUGAGACAGGGGGGGUCGGGGGACACUGUGGCCCUGUCCGACGAUAUUCUCGGACAGGGCCAACCAGGCAGGAUAUAACCCCAUCCACUUUGCCAAAGCACAGCCCCACACCACUAAAGGGAUAUCAACAGACCACUAACUUACUACCCUGAGAUAGCCCACGAAGAUCCACCACACAAGUCAGAGGGGGCGCAAAACCAGAUAGGAAGAUCACGUCAGUGACUCAACCCACUCAAGUCGCGUAUAGCGAAAAAAGCCUGGCACGACGUGACGCAUCCCUCCUAGGGACGGCAUGGAAGAGCACUAGUAAAGCAGUGACUCAGCCCCCGUAAUAGGGUCAGAGGUCAGAGAAUCCCAGUGGAGAAAGGGGAGCCGGCCAGGUAGAGACAGCAAGGGGGGUUCGUCACUCCAGUGCCUUGCUGUUCACCUUCGCACCCCUGGGCCAGACUACAAUCAAUCGUAGGACCUACUGAAGAGAUGAGUCUUCAGUAAAGACUUAAAGAUAGAGACCGAGUCUGCGUCUCUCACAUGGAUAGGCAGACCAUUCCAUAAAACUCGAGCUCUAUAGGAGAAAGCCCUGCCUCUAGCUGUUUGCUUAGAAAUUCUAGGGUCAAUAAGGAGGCCUGCGUCUUGUGACUGUAGCGUACGUGUAGGUACAGUAUCGGAGAGAUAGGUAGGAGCAAGUCCAUGUAAUGCUUUGUAGGUUAGCAGUAAAACCUUGAAAUCAGCCCUAGCCUUAACAGGAAGCCAGUGUAGAGAGACUAGCACUGGAGUAAUAUGAUCGAAUUGGUUCUAGUCAAGAUUCUAGCAGCCGUAUUUAGCAAUAACUGAAGUUUAUUUAGUGCUUUAUCCAGGUAGCUGCCCUUGAAAUAUUCUUGAUAUGUUCGUCAAAAGAGAGAUCAGGGUCCAGAGCAACGCAGAGGUCCUUCACAGUUUUAUUUGAGACGACAGUACAACCAUCAGAUUAAUUGUCAGAUCAAACAGCAGAUAUCUUUGUUUCUUGGGACCUAGAACUAACAUCUCUGUUUUGUCCCAGUUUCAAAGUAAAACAUUUUCCGCCAUCCACUUCCUUAUGUCUGAUGUCUGAAACACAGGCUUCCAGGGUAGGCACUUUUGGAGCUUCACCAUGUUUCAUUGAAAUGUACAGCUAGCUGUGUGUCGUCCGAAUAGCGGUGAAAGUUGACAUUGUUUCUGAAUGACAUCACCAAGAUUGAGAUUAUAUAGUGAAAACAAUAGUGGUCCUAAAACAGAACUUUGAGGAACACCGAAACGUACAAUUGAUUUGUCAGAGGACAAACCAUCCACAGAGACGAACUGAUAUAUUUCCGACAGAUAAGAUCUAAACCAGGCAAGAACUUGUCUGUGUAGACCAAUUAGGGUUAACCAAUCUCUCCAAAAGAAUGUGGUGAUCGGUGGUGUCAAAAGCGGCACUGAGGUCUAGGAGCAUGAGGACAGGUAAUUUACCACCUUCACGAAUGCAGUCUCAAUACUAUGAUGGGGUCUAAAACCAGACCGGAGCGUUCCGUCUAGAUUGUUUGUCUUCAGGAAGGCAGUGAGUUGCUGCGCUUUUAACCCCAAAAAAUUGAGUAACGGGAGAAUCGAUAUAGGCAAUCGUUUUUAAAAUUUUCCGGGUCAAGGUUAUGCUUUUUCAGCAGAGGCUUUCUUACUGCCACUUUUAGUGAGUUUGGUACACAUCCAUAGGAUAGGGAGCCGUUUAUUGUGUUCAACAUAGGAGGGCCAAGCACAUGAAGUAGCUCUUUCAGUAGUUAAGUCGGAAUUGUGGGCAGCUGGAAGGAUUAGAGGCCAUGACUAUUUUUGUGAAUGUGUCGAGAGAUACAGGAUUAAAAAACUUGAGUGUGGCCAUUGAUCCUAGGUCCUGACAGUUCUGUGCAUACUCAGGACAACUGAGUUUUGAGGAAAUACGCAGAUUCAAAGAGGAGUCUGUAGUUUGCUUUCUAAUGAUCAUGAUCUUUUCAUCAAAGAAGUUCAUGAAUUCAUCACUGCUGAAGUGAAGGCCAUCCUUACUUGGGGAAUGCUGCUUUUUAGUUAGCUUUGCAACAGUAUUAAACAUUUCUUUUUGUAUUCUCCUCAAUCAGGUUGGAAAAAUAGGCUGAUCGAGCAGCAGUGAGCUCUCUUUGCUAUUGCACAGUACUGUCUUUCCAAGCUAGUCGGAAGACUUCCAGUUUGGUGGAGCGCCAUUUACGUUCUAAUUUACGUAUUUUUUCUGUAUACCAGGGAGCUAAUUUCUUGUGACAAAUGUUUUUAGUUUUUAGAGGUGCGACUGCAUCUAGGGUAUUAUGCAAGGUGAAAUUUAGAUCCUCGGUUAGGUGGUUAACUGAUUUUUGUACUCCAACGACCUUAGGUAGGUGAAGGGAGUCUGUUAGGGCAUCUAGGAAUCUUUGGGCUGUCCGAGAAUUUAUAACGCUGCUUUUGAUAAUCCUUGGUUGGGGUUUGAGCAGAUUAUUUGUUGCGAUUUCAAACAUAAUAAGAUGGUGGUCCGAUAGUCCAGGAUUAUGAGGAAAAACAUUUAGAUCCACAAUAUUUAUUCCAUGGGACAAAAUUAGAUCCAGGGUAUGACUGUGGCAAUAUUUAGAUCCGGAGACAUGUUGGACAAAACAACAUCAUAAUGCAUUAUUAUACCAUUAUUUGUCUUCAUUGAGUAAAGAUGUAUAGGUUCCCCAGGAAGGAACCUAUGAGCGAUGGCUUCGUACAACGUUUCAAACCCUAACCCCUUCCCAAGGGCAGAGGUUUUUUCUUCAGUAAUGUGUUCCCUGCCAAACCAAAGUUGGCUUGUUUGUGUUUGUGUGCUGUGGUUCUCCCUGGGAGCUUUCCCUCUUUUUCCUCAGCUCUUACACAGGAGCUAAGUCAAACCCAAUCUGGCAAUCGUCAUGACGGGUUGUUUAAAUGGGGGGCCUUUAAAAAGGGGCCAACCUGGCAUCCUGUCAGUCCCUCUCUCUCUCUCUUUCAAAUUAUUAUUACUUUUUGGUUAUCAAAUGAUUGAUAAGAUCAAUGAGUCUGUUUCUGUUUUGAGUCUGUCUCUGUCCCGCUCUUAUGAAAUCAUAACCCUGGCUGCAGCUUUCUAAAGUUAGGCAUGUUAAUUGGAAGUUCAUUUUCGUAAGGUCAUUCAGUGUCAAAAUGUUGUAUUUUCUUGAGAUUUAGCACAAAGAAAGUUAAAUGUAGGAGGGAUUUUUGACAUUUAUGUAAAUAAUGCUCCUUAAAAAGUCAAUUCCUUCAUUUCAGGAAAAACAUUAUUAUUCAGGAAAAACAUUUCAUGGAAAUAAACUGUGUGUGUAUCGUCUUCCCUGUAUGUAGCUGUCGGAGCUGUUCCUGCUCUUGGCCUUUCAACUGAGAGCCCUGUCCCUGCCUCAGCUCAAGACACUGUGGCACGACGCCUCCUUCAAGUGCCGCAACGACUGGUCAGUUCCCUUCAGCCAAUGUUCUCUCCUAAAUGUAUCCUGGGUUGUGUUAAGUAGGGAACACUGUAACAAAAUACUUUGCCAUGGAAGAUUUACAUCUGUGUUCUUAUUGGACAGGAAGUUCAGGAAGUUCCACCCUUUUUCAUUCUGUUUCAAAACGUUUCCUCCCUACUGAAUACGACUCUAAAAUAUACUGACUGGGCUGACUCUGUCACGCCUUGUAUCAGCAUUUUAAUGCAAUAGAGGCAGUGGAACGCUUGUUAACGGUUUCCCUAAUGAGAAAAAUACACAGAGCUCUGGGGCAAGGUAUGGACAGAGAGCAGUCUGUCUGUGGGAUAGCAGCCAACUUUACAUCUAUAACUCCUCCCUGAAACAACUUACUAGUCAUCACUAGGCUGAUUAAAACUACAGGCAAAAUCAAAAUGGCGUCCUCUCUGCCAUAUUCUUCUCUGUAGCUGAGAUCAGGUUUUUGUUAAUUAGUCACAAAGCACUUCCAUUAUAACACACCCAAAGAAACUAGACAUCCUUUACAAUAAUUAAUAUGGUGUAUAUCAAUUAAAUGAUGCUUUUGAUUAAUAAUGAUUUAUAAUGCUUUUAUACAUUGGUUUUAUAAGAACCUUUCUGAAGUGAGAAUAUGUGACUGAAUCGGUGAUGUCCAUUCCCAGCAGUUAAUUACUCUGUUGACUAUGCUAUUGUUGCAGGCAGCCUCUCUUGGACGGCCUACCAGCGUGUGGCUCAGAGGAAUGCAUCGUCCUCUUAACGGACCUCAUCCGGGAUGAGGAGAUAGAGCAGGAGAGGGCCCACUCUUUUCUCACCACCAUCGCCCUCAUCCCUCACCCCUCGCCACACAUCAUCGGCUCCGUCAAUGUACGUACUGUAGGUCUGAUGGAAAGUUCUAUGGGGAUAUUGACUUUGGGUUGAACAUAAACAGAGGUUUAGAUACAGUAUACUGUACCUAUUUUAUUAGACAUCUCAAUUGAAUUAUGUGGCUGAGAAUGAUGCAUAUAGGUCUACAUAUGAUUCAAAAUCGUUGCAGGAAACUCAACCGAUACAUUUACUUCUCGACACUGUUGAGGUCACAUCCAACAACGCAUGCUUUGGCGUCACCCAUCAAACACAUAAUCAGAGAUAAACAUAGGAAUACAAUGGGUCCAUAGUAUAAAACCCUUGUUCUUUCCCUCCUUUUCUCUCAGGCAUUGCUGAAGACACCUGAGGUGCGGACCAAGGCCCUGUUGACUGGUUCUUCCCUGGUCCACCUGCUAUGUCAGAGGAGAGAGUCUCCCUGCAGUCUCAUCCCCCAGGUCCAGAGCUUCAUACAGGCCCUGAAAGACACCCUGGGAGAGGGCUGUGGAGGGGAGAAACCAGAGGUACCCAGACACAAUUAGAUCUAACUCUAUGUACACAGAUUAUAAUGGUGUGCUGGUAUUGGAGUUUUGUCACCAUCUGAUGAUUGUGCUGUAUUUAAAAUGUGAUAUUACAUUGUGUAUUCCGUGGUUCAUACUUGUCCUGACUCCUGAACCUGAGCAUCUCAAUGGCUGCUGCUGCUGAUGAUUAAGAUAGCAGCAACAAGAAUGAUGAUAAUGAUGUAAAGUGAUGAUUCCUCCUACAGCUGCUCUAUGCAUUGAAAGCAGUGGGAAAUGCAGGCUUGGCUGCUUCAGCUCUCAUCCCUCAGCUAAACCUCUGUAUGCAGAGCCACUCCACUCCUCUGGAGCUGAGACUCACUGCCAUACAAGCUUUCAGACGCAUCCCCUGCAAUGCUGACGUGAGUAGGAUGGCAGAUAAUUAUCAAGUUUCUAGGCAUAACCUCUUGGAAUGAUCUGAACCUUAGAACAAAUAACUGUUUUGCUCAGUUCAAAGUUUCGAAUUAGGAAACUUUUUUUUCUGGAGCCUGGUUUGUGGUUAAUUGGAAUAAGCAGAGAAACCGUCUCUCACGGAAUAAAGCCUUGAUUGAUUUAAUCAUUUCAAGCAGCGGAAGUCCCACGGAAGGGAUACGAUAUGAUACAAGACAAUACUUUAUUGUCCAAAGGGAUGUUACAGUUCAAACAUGAUUUGACUUUAAUACAUUUGACUUGAGUAUCCUGUUGAACUAAAACAAUUCAGUCGGCAUACUAUUCAUACCACAGGAGGUUGGAGGCACCUUAAUUGGGGAGGAUGGGCUCGUGGUAAUGGCUGGAGUGGAGUAAGUGGAAUGGUAUCAAAUACAUGAGACAUGUUUUCUGUGUGUUUGAUGCCAUUCCAUUCGCUCCAUUCCGCCCAUUAUUAUGAGCCAUCCUCCCCUCAGCAGCCUCCUGUGGUUCAUACUGUAAACAGAAGGAUCUCUUCACAUGGUAAUGGAGUCACGCUGAUGUUGUGGGGAUGUUGAGGUGACGUUGGGGCAAGGGGUCUGUGACUGACAGCUCUUUGCUUCUCCAGAGGGGGUCUGUGCUGCAACUCUACCGCGACCCCCAGGAGGAGGUGGAGGUCAGGAUCGCUGCAUACCAGCAGAUCAUGCACUGCCCCGACCCUGAAGUGCUUCGAGCAGUGAAGGCGACUCUGAGCCACGAGACUUCCAGCCAAGGUUUGAGUCUGUCAGCUUGUCCCAAUUUGCUCCGAACAAUCGUAGAAAAAAAGGGUCACCUUUAAAAAAAAAAAAAGCUUUAUAAUAAAGCACUGCAUGCAUUAUCAUCGCUUUUGCGUACUAGCAUAGAGCAGUAGUGUAGAGGCGCUUGCAGAAGUUGCACACAUGGGGAACAUUUUUUGUAGCCUAGGUUCCGGGAAAAUUGUUGCCUUUUAUAAACGCAUUUCAUGCUAUUCAUUUCAUGCAACGUCCCCUGGUAUCAGAGCUCUUGCAGCAUGAACUGACAUGUUGUCCACACAAUCAAAGGAUCAGAUAAUUAAUCUAGUACUGAAAGUAUAAGCUACAGCUAGCUAGCACUGCAGUGCAUAAAAUGUGUUGAGUAGUUGACUCAGAGACAGAAAGAAAAUAGUUGAACAGUUUUGAACAAAUUAAUUUAUUCAGAAAUGAAGGUGAAGAGAGGGAGAGCUAGCUAUAUAUAUAUAUAUAUAUAUAUAUAUAUAUAUAUAUAUAUAUAUAUAUAUAUAUAUAUAUAUAUAUAUUACUUUCACUUUCACUUCCCUUACAAAAAAAGAUUGCAGUUUUGAAACUGCAUUAAAAGUGCAGUAACUGCAGUCAACUGUGAUAUUUUGGACAGUUACACUGCAAAAUUACUGCAGUAAAAAAAGCUGUGUUAUUUUGGACGCAGUAUUUGCAGCAUACUGAAGCAGUUAUACUGCAUUCUGACUGCAAUCUUUUUUCAUAAGUGUUAAGUAGCUAGCGAAUGCAGCUAGCUAGUUUUGUCAGACCAUGAGACAUCCCGAAAAUCGGUCUUCACUCAAAAUUGUAAGUAGCGUCCGAACGGUUUGGCCAACAAAACUACUCUAAGUAAAGAUGAGACUCUCACAAACACAAUGGUGUUCUCCGUUUUGCUCUACGACCCCCACAAGCAUAUUGGGACUCGUCUGAAGUCAGUACAGCCGAUUUGCCAACUUCUGUCUGUAGCGUCCGAACAGGCCUCACAAGACUCGUCUGAACGUACCCUAGUACCAGUUGAAAAAAUGAAUGGAAGUAUACAUUGACAAUGUUUAGUGCCAAAAAUAAGGGGUUAAAUACAUGUUUAAAAAAAAAACGAUUCUCUCAGAUAUAGGACAGACACUUCAGAACAAACUUCGUAUUUAUUAAAAAAAUAUAUUGGGGGGGGCUGUCUGUUGUCCAUGUAGUGAAUCUGUUAUUCAAUUCGUUUGUAUGGGCUAAUAGCACUAGCUAACAUGCUGACCACAAGUCUACGCUCCAGUCCAGUUGUAAUGCACCAUAAAGUCCAAAGAAGAAGAAGCCUGACGGAGGAGAGAUUACUAGAAAACAAAUGUUUUACCGUUUUAUCUGUGGAUUAAUUGUCGGAGUAGAGGACCUUGUGCAUUUCAGGUAAAAUAACAACCCAAUGUUUAUAUCCCAGGACAAAUUAGCUAACAACAGCAAACUAGCUAGCUAAAUUGCCAUAAAUGUUUAAUGCUUUUCGACCUGUCCCGAAAUUAAUAUAAUUGGUUCAGAGUUUGUUUUGAUAUUUCAACCUGCGUGUCCUGAUCGCGUCUGGUGUGGGGGGACAAAAUCAAUUUGAUGGCGUGAUGGCGCACGCGGUCAGGGUAGCAUGUAAGGCCAAAUAACAUUUUUCAUCAAAUAAUUAUUUUAUAUAUUUUUUUGAUACUUCAAGGGGUCUUAAAAUUCAAAAUCAAAUAACAAAAUGAUCCUUGGUAUGACCUUCUAAAAACAAUUCCAUAUAGCUUAGUAGAACCCCCUGGUGUAGUAUUCGGAAUUAUUUCAUUUAUUUAUGAACAGACAUGAGUAAUUCUAUAACUUUGGCAAAUGUAUUUAAAUGUAUCAUGGGUGGGGCGGCACCUCCAGCACCCUUCCCACUGCUAUGAUUCUAUACGGAAAUAAAUGAUGAAGUGCAACGCUCAUGUCUAUCAGCGCAGAGAGAGAGAGGGAGAGCGAUCAUAGAAAGUGAAUCUCAUUCUAGUUAUGUGAGAGAUACAGGCGCGCUUUUCUCUCUCUCCAGAGUAAUGGCCACUCGUUGGUCUAUAUGUGCUACAAUGUUGAGCACACCAUAAACCCUGGCCGGCUCAACACAAAUCAAUUCUUAUAAUAUCAGGCAAGUUUUCACAUUUCGUUUUUUAGGGAGCAGCCAGGAGAGGAGUCAACUUGAAUUAACUCUGAUUGCUUUUAUUAGAAUUUUUACAUUGCAAACAGUGAAAAUAUUUGUUAAUGCCAUAAGAGGUACCGGAUCCUGGCAAAUGGGUUCCGGAACUAAACAGUCCAAAACUGAGAGGUGCCAGAUCCUGUUCUGUCAGGAUGCUGCUCAAAUUAAGAACUGGAUAGCAAUUUUUUUCUAAAAGUGUGCCCUUCUCCCUUGGCCCUUCAGUUUUUGCAGAUCUGUAAGGUGGAAGAAAUAUGGUAAAAGCUCAACCUCUACACCGCUUAUAACUAUCCAGACCCUUCAGAUCUACAAAUAUUGGUUUAGGGCCAAAGAGCAGGGACAGGGAGUGAAUUGGGACCAGCCAUACAGGUUGACUACUCUGAGAGAUUCCAAAUGACAUCCUAAUAGUAAGAUGUUACUAUACUGAGUGAUAUAUUGAUGAUCCCUCUGAAUUUCAUUCUCAGUGGGCUCUUUUGUGUGGAGUCACCUGACCCAGGUCCUGAGAACUGAGGACCCUACGAAGCAGGCCCUGAUGGAGGCACUGCCUGAUGACAUCAUCACCAAAGACUUUGAGGCUGAACCCUGGAAAUACUCCUCUUAUUCAGACUACACGGCAGACUCAGGUAAUUUACAUUAAGUUCCUCUUAUUCAGACUACACGGCAGACUCAGGUAAUUUACAUUAAGUUCCUCUUAUUCAGACUACACUGCAGACUCAGGUAAUUUACAUUAAAUUCCUCUUAUACAGUGCCUUCAGAAAGUAUUCACACCCUUGACUUUUUCCACAUUUUGUUGUGUUAUAGCCUGAAUUUAAUAUUGAUUAAAUUGAGAUUUUGUGUCACUGGCCUACACACAAUAUCCCAUAAUGUCAAAGUGGAAUUAUGUUUUUAGAAAUAUUUACAAAUUAAUAAAAAAUGUAAAGCUUUGUUAUGGCAAGCCUAAAUACGUUCAGGAGUAAAAUCAAUCUUAACAAGUCACAUAAUAAGUUGCAUGGACUCGCUGUGUGCAAUAAUAGUGUUUAACAUGAUUUUUGAAUGACUACCUCAUCUCUGUACUCCACACAUACAAUUAUCUGUAAGGUCCCUUAGUUGAGCAGCGAAUUUCAGAUUCAACCACAAUGACCAGGGAGGUUUUCCAAUGCAAAGAAGGGCACCUAUUGGUAGCAGGCAUUGAAUAUCCCUUAGACCAUAGUGAAUUAUUAAUUACACUUUAGAUGGUGUAUCAAUACACCCAGUCACUACAAAGAUACAGGCGUCCUUCCUAACUCAGUUGUCGGAGAAGAAGGAAACUGCUCAGGGAUUUCACCAUGAGGCCAAUGGUGACUUUAAUAACAGUUACAGAGAUUAAUGGCUGUGAUAGGAGAACAUGGAAGAUGGAUCAACAACAUUGUAGUUGCUCCACAAUAUUAACCUAAAUGACAGAGUGAAAAGAAGGAAGCCUGUACAGAACAAUAAUAUUCCAAAACAUGCAUCCUGUUUGCAAGAAGGCACUAAAGUAAAACUGCAAAAAAUAUGGCAAACAAAUUAACUGUAUGUCCUGAAUCCAAAGCGUUAUGUUUGGGGCAAAUACAAUACAACACUUCACUGAGAACCAAUCUUCAUAUUUUCAAGCAUGGUGGUGGCUGUAUCAUGUUAUGGGUAUGCUUGUCAUGGGCAAGGACUAGGUCGUUUUUUAGGAUAAAAAUAAAUGGAAUACAGCUAUAAGCACAGGCAAAAUCCUAGAGGAAAACCUGGUUCAGUCUGCUUUCCAACAGACACUGGGAGACAAAUUCACUUUUCAGCAGGACAAUAACCUAAGACACAAGGCCAAAUAUACACUGGAGUUGCUUACCAAGAUGACAUUGAAUGUUCCUGAGUGGCCUAGUUACAGUUUUGACUUAAAUUGACUUGCAAAUCUAUGGCAAGACAUGAAAAUGGCUGUCUAGCAAUGCUCAACAACCAACUUGACAGAGCUUGAAUAAUUUUUUAAAGAAUAAUGUGAAAAUGCUGUAUAAUCCAGGUGUGCAAAGCUCUUAGAGACUUACCCAGAAAGACUCACAGCUGUAAUCGCUGCCAAAGGUAAUUCUAACAUGUAUUGACUCAGGGGUGUGAAUACUUAUACAAAUUAGAUAUUUCUGUAUUUCAUUUUCAAUACAUUUGCAAAAAUGUCUAAAAACAUGAUCUCACUUUGUCAUUAUGGGGUAUUGUGUGUAGAUGGGUGAGAAAAAAAAAUAUGUCAUCCAUUUUGAAUUCAGGCUGUAACACAACAAAAUGUGGAUUAAGUCAAGAGGUAUGAAUACUUUCUGAAGGCACUGUAUCUGUGUAGUAACAUUAACAACAUUGGAUGAAUAUGCUAAUAUGUUAAUAUGUUGAUACAUAUGUUAUAAUGUAUGGCAAGUUACCUGUGAUAGGGUAGCUUUGUCUUUUUAGGAAAACCUUCUUCAAUUACUUGUUGUAGUGAUAAUUGUUUCAGAAGUGAUUACAUUUUGCACUUGGUUGUCCUUUGAAGAGCAGAAGAAUACAGUAUGUGUUUUUUGUGUGUCUCAGGAUUUGGAGUUGCGAAUAUGGAGGGAGUCUUGGUUUUCUCUUCCAAGUCCUUUGUGCCGCGCUCUGCCAUGGCUAACCUGACUGUCUAUAUCCACGGAAGAGCUUUCAAUCUGCUUGAGGUGAGUAGUUAGAUCAUCGUUUAUUGGUUUCAUUCUGUGAGCAACUGAAUGUGUUUUUGAGAGCAUUUUCUGCUUUUCCUCAAUGCUCUGAAGCAUUGAAUUACCGAGAGAGGGACGUAAAACAACAUAUCUGAGGAACAGAUACUGUAUGUGAUUCAAAUUAAACAGAAAACUGGAAAUCUAAUUGGCUGCUCUCCUCCACAGGUCAAUCUACGUGUGGAAAACAUUGAACCUCUUCUGAAACGCAUUUUUGGCUACCAAUCAACUUCUCCUGAUGAGGAGCCUACAACUCAGGAUGGAGAGGAGGAUGGAAAGGAGUCUCAGAUGAUGGAGAGAAGAAGAAGAAAAGCAGGGGAAGGAAAUAAAGGACAGAUGAAGGAGAGGAGAAGGAGAAAAGCUGGGGAAAGAGACAGCUCUGAAAGCCAGAGUGGAAAGGAGGGUUGUUCACCUAGCAUCUACAGUUACCUCAACCAGGCCAGGACUAUGGUGAGACUUUCACAGCAAUAUUUUACCAUUGCUACAUUCAUUAGCCUAUCUAAGCCUAGCUAGCCUAUGUGCCAAUUCUAUUUUUGCAUGUUUGAGUUAUACUUUAGAGAAUUACAUUAGGAGAUAGCCAACAUCUGAUGGUUUCAUAGUUUAGCCUAAAUAAUGGGUCACUUCACUCCGAUUGUAGAUGUAAAUAUAUUUUCAAUGAUCAUGGAUGAUGAUUGAUGUUUUUAUUGUAGUUCUCAGGAGGGAGACUGGAGGAGGCCAGACCACGUUGUUGGCUUGGUGUCAAAGUGUUUGGGAACGAGUUGAGCGUGGUGACCUGUGAUGACCUCUACUCUCAGAUAAAGGAGCUGUCACUCAGCAUGGCUGGGGUUGCUGUCAGACUGCUGAAGGUAUGUGACUGUGACCUCUGACCUCUGAGAUAGUGGUGCUGUGUGACUCAUACAGGAUAUGACUGCAUAUGAUCAUCUCAGAGGAAUGUAGUUUGAUGAAAUCCUGUGUAAUAUCUUUCAAGUAUGUUACCUUUAAGCAAUGCUCAUACACAUUAGUUUAAUGUUUUGCUCAUCUUAGCAUAAUAUUGUAUCAAGAAAGAAUGUAUGGGCUAAUGUGGGUCUCUCUCUCUCUCUCUCUCUCUCUCUCUCUCUCUCUCUCUCUCUCUCUCUCUCUCAAUUCAAUUCAAUUUCAAUUUAAGGGCUUUAUUGGCAUGGGAAACGUGUGUUAACAUUGCCAAAGCAAGUGAAGUAGAUAGUAAACAAAAGUGAAAUAAACAAUAAAUAUUAACAGUAAACAUUACACUCAGAAGUUUCAAAAGAAUAAAGACAUUUCAAAUGUCAUAUUAUGUAUAUAUACAGUGUUGUAACAAUGUGCAAAUAGUUAAAGUACAAAUGGGAAAAUAAAUAAACAUAAAUAUGGGUUGUAUUUACAAUGGUGUUUGUUCUUCACUGGUUGCCAUUUUCUUGUGGCAACAGGUCACAAAUCUUGCAGCUGUGAUGGCACACUGUGGUUUUUCACCCAGUAGAUAAGGGAGUUUAUCAAAAUUGGGUUUGUUUUCGAAUUCUUUGUGGAUCGCUGUAAUCUGAGGGAAAUAUGUGUCUCUAAUAUGGUCAUACAUUUGGCAGGAGGUUAGGAAGUGCAGCUCAGUUUCCACCUCAUUUUGUGGGCAGUGUGCACAUAGCCUGUCUUCUCUUGAGAGCCAGGUCUGCCUACGGCGGCCUUUCUCAAUAGCAAGGCUAUGCUCACUGAGUCUGUACAUAGUCAAAGCUUUCCUUAAGUUUGGGUCAGUCACAGUGGUCAAGUAUUCUGUCACUGUGUACUCUCUGUUUAGGGCCAAAUAGCAUUCUAGUUUGCUCUGUUUUUUUGUUUGUUCUUUCCAAUGUGUCAAGUAAUUCUCUUUUUGUUUUCUCAUGAUUUGGUUGGGUCUAGUUGUGUUGUUGUUGUUGUUGUCCUGGGGCUGUGUGGGGUCUGUUUGUGUUUGUGAACAGAGCCCCAGGACAAGCUUACUUAGGGGACUCUUCUCCAAGUUCAUCUCUCUGUAGGUGAUGGCUUUGUUAUGGAAGGUUUGGGAAUCGCUUCCUUUUAAGUGGUUAUAGAAUUUAACGGCUCUUUUCUGGAUUUUGAUAAUUAGCGGGUAUUGGCCUAAUUCUGCUCUGCAUGCAUUAUUUGGUGUUUUACGUUGUACACGGAGGAUGUUUUUGCAGAAUUCUGCAUGCAGAGUCUCAAUUUGGUGUUUGUCCCAUUUUGUGAAUUCUUGGUUGGUGAGCGGACCCCAGACCUCAGAACCAUAAAGGGCAAUGGGUUCUAUAACUGAUUCAAGUAUUUUUAGCCAGAUCCUAAUUGGUAUGUCAAAUUUUAUGUUCCUUUUGAUGGCAUAGAAGGCCCUUCUUGCCUUGUCUCUCAGAUCGUUCACAGCUUUGUGGAAGUUACCUGUGGCGCUGAUGUUUAGGCCGAGGUAUGUAUAGUUUUUUGUGUGCUCUAGGGCAACGGUGUCUAGAUGGAAUUUGUAUUUGUGGUCCUGGCAACUGGACCUUUUUUGGAACACCAUUAUUUUUGUCUUACUGAGAUUUACUGUCAGGGCCCAGGUCUGACAGAAUCUGUGCAGAAGAUCUAGGUGCUGCUGUAGGCCCUCCUUGGUUGGUGACAGAAGCACCAGAUCGUCAGCAAACAGAAGACAUUUGACUUCAGAUUCUAGUAGGGUGAGGCCGGGUGCUGCAGACUGUUCUAGUGCCCUCGCCAAUUCGUUGAUAUAUAUGUUGAAGAGGGUGGGGCUUAAACUGCAUCCCUGUCUCACCCCACGGCCCUGUGGAAAGAAAUGUGUGUGUUUUUUGCCAAUUUUAACCGCACACUUGUUGUUUGUGUACAUGGAUUUUAUAAUGUCGUAUGUUUUUCCCCCAACCCCACUUUCCAUCAAUUUGUAUAGCAGACCCUCAUGCCAAAUUGAGUCAAAAGCUUUUUUGAAAUCAACAAAGCAUGAGAAGACUUUGCCUUUGUUUUGGUUUGUUUGUUUGUCAAUUAGGGUGUGCAGGGUGAAUACGUGGUCUGUCGUACGGUAAUUUGGUAAAAAGCCAAUUUGACAUUUGCUCAGUACAUUGUUUUCACUGAGGAAAUGAAGGUCAUGUCAACAUGACCUCCCUUUUCAUUUUUUUCAUUUUCUCUCUCUCUCUCUCUCUCUCUCUCUCGCUCUCUCACUCUCUCUCCACCUCCUCCACCUCCACCUCCACCUCCACCUCCAUCAGGGUCAGGAGGUGCAGCUCCACCACAGGGCAGUGUUGAUGACAGAGAAGUUGGUCCUGCCCUCUCUGUCAGGCUUACCCAUUAGACUGGGCAUCAACAUGACCUCCCUCCUCUCCCUGCGCCUCAAGGGCAGUGCCAACUACAGAGACUGGUCACACUUUUCCCUGGCAGGUCACAUCAAGCCCAGGUAAGUCGGCAUCCAUUUUGGAUCUGACGGCCUCUUCAUUUUCUUAUCCAUGGUUAGUGUUUCACCUAUCAGCGGCCACCACUUAGUGGCAUACUAAGUAUUUGAAAUAAUACUGUAAUUUUUGUUAAGAUCGCUGUACUUUUGCACACUGUGGGAAUGUCCCAUGUUUCUUUCCCAUAUAAUAAAACAAAAGAAAGUGUUAUAUCUCUAUGGUCUUUUUCUCUCCCACAGUGCCUAUGUGGGCCUGUCAGCCCGGAUGGGGGUGGAUGGGGGUCUGGGUCGGGCUGGGGUGGAGUGGGCCACAGAGCUCAGGACCUCCAGCAGUCUGGAUGGGAGUGUGCAUCUUCAGGAGGGCCAUGACCUGAGAGUGGCCCUCAACACACCUGAAGAACUCAUGGAUAUAGUCUCUCUCAGGUGAGAGCUGUCAUUAGUGUUCUUGCUGAAAGAACACUACUGUUAUUUCACAUUUUCAUUUAACCUUUUCUAGUUGUAUUAGUUGGUUAACUAACUAUGUUGGGGCCAAAAGCACAUUUAAUUCAGCCAAUUGAAAUUCCAAUUCAAUGAUUGAUUGAUUUAUUUUCAAUGUCUCCCUGCUUGCCACAGCUCCAGAAUGUACCAUGUAAACGGAGACCACCGAGAGGAGAUGAGAGGCUCCAAGAGUCGUGUGGAGAGGACCACCUGCACUCCAAAGACCUGUGAGUUCAUCCCAGCAAAGUUAAAGGGCUGUAUCUAAGGUCAAGCCUGGAAAGGUCCAAGUCCUUACUGGAAAUAGUUGUGUGUAAUUGUUAGGCAAUUUGUGCGAAGAUUCUAGUGUCAUGCUGUAUGUAGAUGUAAAGUAAGUUCCUUUCUGAUUAAAUAACUAAAUUAUAUUAGUUGAUCUGAGACCAGUAUUUAUGUCACGCCCUGGCUCUGGGGACACUUGUAUGUUGAGCCAGGGUGUGCAUUUCAGUUGUUUAUUUAGUAUGUGUAUUUCUAUGUUGGCCUGAGUGGCUCCCAAUCAGAGGCAACGAGUGUCAGCUGUCGUUGGUUGUCUCUGAUUGGGAGCCAUAUUUAAACUGUCUGUUUCCCAUGUGUGUUUGUGGGAUCUUGUUUCAAGUCUGGUUAUGUUAGACCGUGAACUGUCACGCAUCGUUUGUUGUUUUGAUCGUGUCUCUAAUUAAAGAAUAUGUUCGCAUUCAACGCUGCGCCUUGGUCCGCUUCAUCAUGUGUCAACGAUCGUGACAGAAGAUCCCACCUCGACUGGAUCAAGCAGCGUGACGAGGAGAGAGGAUGGACUUGGGAGGAGAUGAGUGCGAGUCUGGCAAGAGGGAUGGAGGCCUUGGCCACGGGUAGGAGUGAAGCCCAUAAAUUUUUUAGGGGGGGGCUAACGCCGUGGACGACGGGGCAGCAGGAGGCCGCCAGGUUACGGGAGUCACUGGUCACCAGGGGGAAGGAGGAUGUAGAGGCACGGCGAGAGGUACUGGCGUGUGUUGCCAGUCCGGUCCGGCCUGUUCCUGAUCCCCACGUAGGGCCAGUGGUGUGUGUUCCCAGUACGGUCCGGCCUGUUCCUGCCACUCGCACCAAGUCAGUGGUGCGCUUCGUCAGCCCGGCACGGCCCGUUCCUGCUCCCCGCACCAAGUCAGUGGUGCGCGUCGUCAGCCCGGCGCGGCCCGUUCCUGCUCCCCUUACCAAGUCAGUGGUGCGCGUCGUCAGCCCGGUCCGGCCCAUUCCUGCUCCCCGCACCAAGUCAGUGGUGCGUUUCGUCAGCCCAGCUCGGCCCGUUCCUGCUCCCCGCACCAAGUCAGUGGUGCGCUUCGUCAGCCCGGCACGGCCCGUUCCUGCUCCCCGCACCAAGUCAGUGGUGCGCUUCGUCAGCCCGGUCCGGCCCGCUCCUGCUCCCCGCACCAAGUCAGUGGUGCGUUUCGUCAGCCCGGCGCGGCCCGCUCCUGCUCCCCACGCCAAGCCAGUGGUGUGCGUCGUCAGUCCGGCACGGCCCGUGCCUGUUCCACCGGUGGCUGGUCCGGCACCGGUCAGAUGUUAUGUUAGACCGUGAACUGUCACGCAUCGUUUGUUGUUUUGAUCGUGUCUCUAAUUAAAGAAUAUGUUCGCAUUCAACGCUGCGCCUUGGUCCGCUUCAUCAUGUGUCAACGAUCGUGACAAUUUAUCUCCAAAGCUAGCCUAGAUUAUAUCUAAAAGCUGUCCAGUAUUUUGUAUAUUGAAGUAAGAGGAUGAGCAGCCAUUUCGUAUUUCUCUCCCAGGGUCUAAGAUGGUGGGGUGGCAGCUGUGCUCCAAUGUCUCCUACCCUUUAUCCUCCACGGGGCUUACCUUCCCCCCUCCCGGCCCUGUGCACCUGUCCCUCAGGCUGCUGAAGCUAGACAGAGGCCUUCACCAGUACCUGCUAGAGGCAGCAUACUCUCUAUUGACACAGGUACUGUCAAUCCAACCUAUUUCCUGCUGAGUGUCCUGCUAAUUGCUUUGUCACAAGAGGUUAUCUAAUAACACUUUUGUUAACCUUUGGCACUGGUGCCAUGAAAAUUACACAGACCUGUGUUCAAAUAGAAUUUGAGAUUUCAAUCUGUUAUUGAUUGAGCUUGCCUGGCACAAUGGAACAAAUGGAGUAGUCCCAAAAGUAGAAACCCUGCCUAUCUGGCAUACUCAAAUGCAAAACAUUAUUUGAACUGCAAUUACUACCCAUUAUUCUAACACAUUAUUACAACACAUUAUUACAACACAUUAUUACUACACAUUAUUACUACACAUUAUUACAACACAUUAUUACUACACAUAGCAUCUGUAACCGAAUGGCAAUUAAUAUAAGUGAUGAAUGAUCAUGUUGUUCCUCUAUGUUUCAGAGUGGCUCCUGGCUCCCCAGAGAGGCCUCCCUCCACCUCCUCCUGGCCACCCCCCAGUCCUCCAUCCCCAGGGACAUGUCUCUGGACCUGGCCCUCAGCCCCCACAGGCUGCUCCUCAAGAUGACCCACCCACUUAAGACCAUCACCAUCCAGGGUAGAGAACUAGAUUCAGCGUAUUUAAACUGACUUGACUUGCUGCUAUUUCGUCCUCUUCCAAGGUCGACCAUAGGGAACUAGAUCAGACCUGGGUUCAAGUAGUAUUUGAAAUAUUUCAAAUACUUCAGCUGUGCUUGUUUGGCACAGUCGAACCCAUGGAAUGGUCCCAAAAGUGCAAACUCUGCCCAUCUAUAAUAUAAUAAUAUAAUAUGCCAUUUAGCAGACGCUUUUAUCCAAAGCGACUUACAGUCAUGCGUGCAUACAUUUUUGUUUAUGGGUGGUCCCGGGGAUCGAACUCACUACCUUGGCGUUACAAGCGCCGUGCUCUACCAGCUGAGCGACCAGCAUCUGGUAGGCUCAAGCAAACUAUUAAAGUAUGCAAAACAUUUCCAAUUCUAUUUGAACCCAGUUCUGAACUUGAUACAAUGAUAUUAAACUGACUUGACUUGCUAUUGCAAAACUUGACACCAAUGGUGUUGUUUUGUCAGGGCAACUUGACCAAGUGAGGAACAUAUGGACCGGUAAACUUGAGCUUCUGAUAGACAACGUUCAUCAGUAUUACAUCAUGGUAAGGAGGAGGUUUGGAGAUUUUGUUGUCUUGUGGAGCGUCCUGAAUCAACCAUUUAAAUUUGUUCAAGUUUUAAUUUAACGUGCACAAGUACAGUGAAAUGCCUUUCUUGCAAGCUCUAAACCCAACAAGUUAUCAAUAUCAAUGUAAACAAUGCAGUUAUCACUAUCAAUGUUUUAUCCGUGAAGUCUUGAACAUAAUUUCCCAUGGUGCAUUUGCUUUCCACAGGGACUGAUUGACUCCCAGACCCUCCUCUCAGAGCAGAGGCUGCGUUAUCAUCUAGAGGCCAAAGUGGGUGCGGAAAGCCGUCCCAUGAUCCUCUCUGCUAACGUCACCCGCGGGCUGGGCAGAAAGACCAGCCUGUCUGCCACUCUGAAGAAUGUGUUCAGAGAAGCUGCCUCCUUCUCAGGUUAUAGAUGAUUGAAUACUUGAUCCAAUAACUAACUAUACAUUGCAGUGCUCCAAUACUGUCUAUUGAGUGUUUUAUAAGCUUGUUACUGUAAAGGCAUAGUAAUGCCAUCAUUAUGGGUUGGUUAUCCACAGUGGUUUUGGAGAGGAGGCUGGAUGAUGGGCGGAGACAGUACUCAGUGGAGGCGGAGCUCCUACUGCCUGGAGUGGUGGGCAGCAGGAUUCUAGGGCUUAUGGAGCAGAAGGGCCCACUGUGGAGCUCUGCACUGAGGCUCAAAUAUGGCCUGCGAGGUGAGUGACACUGCCAUGCAGCCUCUCUAAGGCACACGGUGGAGCUCCGCUCUGAAGCCACUAUCUGUCACUUUGGGGUGUGCUGAACUUUGACCUUCCACAGAGGAUGCCCGCCACCUGCGUCAGGAGUGCCACACGUCCCAGAGCCUGAGGAGUGAGAGGGAGCCCAACCAGACGUACCGCAUGAGGGCUGAACACGAGUUCUACUGCUCUACCACAGCCCCCAUUAACCACAAGGUAACCAUUGGUAACCACAAGGACAUGUUUAAUAUCAUACCAUGUUUACGGUUUGUUUGAAUUGUCACCACAUAGGCCUACAGUACCUGGUUGGGCAGGACUCAAUGUUUAGGCUCUUUCAUUCACUAUCUGUUGUUAUUGGCAUUGCAAACAUCAUGCUCCGACCAAGCCAUUGGAGCCAAUUGCAAGUGUAUCUCCAUGCUCCAUGUACUCACUAGUUACUGAAGUUGUCAAAGGUUAGGAAUAGAAUAGAAUCAUUUCCUCUCACCACUCAUCCUAUCCCUCUCCAUUCUUCCAGGUCCAGCUGAGACACGAAGAGAGCCCCAGCCACACCAAGUCCAGUGUGGAUGUGAGCUAUGGGAAACACUGGGAUGAGAUCAACAACAAGCACCGCCUCCUCCUCAGCCAGUCCUUCAGGAACCAGUCCAGACACAACCUCACCAGCUAUGCCUUGGAGGUACACACCACAGCUUUAUCUCUGUUGAUCUACUAUCUAGUACGUAUAUUUCUAUGACUGUGGUAUAUCAUCUUGUGACAUGGAAAAUCAUCAGGUUUACCAUAAUGAAUACAGCAAGUAACAUACUGCAUUGUUUGCGCCCUGGAGAUAGCACAGCUUCUGUUAUCUCUAUUUCUAUCUCUAUCGUAUCUAUUAUCUCUAUUUCUUUACCUCCAAUAUUAAUCAUCAAGGGACAAUUUAACGCAAUUAAUGACAAUUGAGGGUUUCUGUCAACUAGAGUAGUCGAGUGAUAAGUGCCUCAUGUUUUUGGUGUGUAGUCUGUACAUUGAGAUUAUGAGCGGUUUAUCCUUGGGCAUGGGCAGGUCUCUUAUGUACAUUCAGCAAUAACAAAAACAAAACAAAAAUCGAAUUCACCACUAUACAAUACGCCACCCAACCUUUCCUCCAGUUCAGCCUGCAGGUCCCAGACAAGCGGCUGAACUACAAGACCCAGCUCAUGCACUCUCACCUGAGGCAGAGGGGGGCCGAGAGCAGCACUCACCUCAAAGUGAACUACAACGACCAGAUGCCCCUGGUAGCUGGACUAAACUGGAAGGACACCUCCAAAGCCAUGCUCAGAAAAUGGGAAGGUAAUGAAAGAUUGAAGGACUUUAUUUACUGUACUAUACCAUGCAGAAAUCCACCAAUUCUUCUUUUUAUUUUCGGAAUGUCCUGUGUGUGUCUAUGCGUGGCCGUACGUGCGUGUAACUGUGAGUGUGCUGUCUCCAGGUAUGUUCAACAUGGACACUCCCUGGCUCUACGUGUACACGACCCACAAGCUGAGUCAGCCCCAGCGCCACACCUACCAGUUGACCUCUGAACUCACUGCCCGCAAGUGGCUGACCGUCCGUGACCUCGUGCUGGAGGGUUAUUACAGAGACAGAAGCAAGGACAGAGAGGCCCGCCUGCACCUCUACACACCCGCUGUCACAUACCUCAAAGUACAAAGCUUCCUGCUAGUCUUUUACAUAUUCAACAAUGGCAUUUCUUUCUAAGCAAGGGAUAACUUACUGGACUGGCUACAUCUCUAGACACAGUCAUCAAGUUUGGACCAUACCUGUAUUUACCCGUUUUUGUUGAAAAAGGUUCCAUGUAGAACCCAUACCCUAAGAGCGAUUAUGUGCUGGUUCUGUUGUGUUCCAGGCAGUUGGCUGGGGUAUGGUGGCUAAACAGGGUCUGAAGGCCUCCUGCACCCUCAGCUCUGUGUGGAGCCCUGCCCUGAGGGGAGACCUCUCCCUGGAGAACACCAAGCAGGGCAGGACCCUGCAGCUGGCCUCCAGCUACGGCAAACACAACCUCAGCCUCACCGCAGGACUCACUACCCUGGACAAGGUAGGUGGAAAGGAUGAAGUGUGAGGAUGAGGAUGUCCUAAAAUGUACACCGUACAGACAGUAAGCGAGUAUGCUAGCUAGCAUCAUGCAAGAGUUGAAGUCAUCAACCAUUCAUAUUUUUGGUAACGAUUUGUUAGACGAUUUAUGGUUGAUGAUUAAGGAGGGCAGAGGAGGCUGGUGGGCGGAGUUAUAGGAGGACAGGCUCAUUGUAAUGGCUAGAAUGGAAUCAAAAGAAAGUUAUGUAACACAUCAAACAUAUGGAAACCACAUGUUUGACUCCGUUCCAUUAAUUCCAUUCCAGCCAUUACAAUGAGCCCGUCCUCCUAUAGCUCCUCCCACCAGCCUCCACUGAAGGAGGGUUGAGACUUGAGGCUGAGGGUGUUCUAAAAUGAACACCAUAUCACAGGGAGUACGCUAGCUAGCAUCAUACAAGAAUUGACAGUCAUCAACCAUUCAUAUUUUUUGGUGAUCUUUUUUUAAGCUACAGUUUUUUGCAUAUCUAACAUAGCAUAUCACCAUGGUGUAUGACUCAUUGCAGAAUUUGAGUAAGAGGAUGGUGAGGAUGAAGAUGAUCUUAUCAGAGCCCAAAAGCCCAUCUAUGGAGUUGGAGUUAGAGGGAGGAGUGGAGGAGCUCAGGAAGGACAAACAUAUUUAUCAGAAGAGAGCAUUGCUACUCCUUCGGUAUGUAUCCACUUACUGGUGCUCUUUUUGAGUGUGAUUGAAUAUAACUUGAUGAUGAUGAUGAGAAUGGUGAUGAGGAUGAAGAAUGAUGGUUCAUUUAAUUGUAAUCCUGACAGAACUAAAGUUAUAAUGCCCCUCCCAUCCCACCUACAGACAGCCGUUCCAGAACUUCCUCCAGAGCUUCCUUCUCCAGGAGACUUUCACUGUCGACCUCCACAAGGGCCUUUACAUCCUGGAGUCGAAAGCCCAUCUCUAUAGCAACAGAGACAUCAUUCAUACUCUCACCCUGGGAUACCAGCAACCCAGCCCUUUUGUGAGCCCAGGACCACUCUUGUUUCUGGGCCCAUAUUCACAAAGGUCUCAUAGUAGGAGUGCUGAUCUAGGAUCAGGUCCUACUCAUGUCAAUAUAAUCAUAUGGGUCGUUCUUGAAUUUGUAUUUAUUUAAAUUUAUUUAGGUACAGUGGGGAAAAAAAGUAUUUAGUCAGCCACCAAUUGUGCAAGUUCUCCCACUUAACCCUCCCGUUGUCCUAGGGUCAAAAUGACCCGCCACUGUGUUGAACCAACUUUAUUUUAUUUUUAUUUUUUUUGGAUCAUUUGUGAGAAGGAGGCAGUGAUACUUUCUUUAAAGUCUCACUGCCUCCUUCUCACAAAUGAUCCCCAAAAUAUAAAAAUUAAAUAAAGUUGGUUCAACACAGUGGUGGGUCAUUUUGACCCUAGGACAUGGGAGGGUUAAAAAGAUGAGAGAGGCCUGUAAUUUUCAUCAUAGGUACACGUCAACUAUGACAGACAAAAUGAGAAUUUUUUCUUCCAGAAAAUCACAUUGUAGGAUUUUUAAUGAAUUUAUUUGCAAAUUAUGGUGGAAAAUAAGUAUUUGGUCAAUAACAAAAGUUUCUCAAUACUUUGUUAUAUACCCUUUGUUGGCAAUGACACGGGUCAAACGUUUUCUGUAAGUCUUCACAAGGUUUUCACACACUGUUGCUGGUAUUUUGGCCCAUUCCUCCAUGCAGAUCUCCUCUAGAGCAGUGAUGUUUUGGGGCUGUCGCUGGGCAACACGGACUUUCAACUCCCUCCAAAGAUUUUCAAUGGGGUUGAGAUCUGGAGACUGGCUAGGCCACUCAAGGACGUUGAAAUGCUUCUUACGAAGCCACUCCUUCGUUGCCCGGGCGGUGUGUUUGGGAUCAUUGUCAUGCUGAAAGACCCAGCCACGUUUCAUCUUCAAUGCCCUUGCUGAUGGAAGGAGGUUUUCACUCAAAAUCUCACGAUACAUGGCCCCAUUCAUUCUUUCCUUUACACGGAUCAGUCGUCCUGGUCCCUUUGCAGAAAAACAGCCCCAAAGCAUGAUGUUUCCACCCCCAUGCUUCACAGUAGGUAUGGUGUUCUUUGGAUGCAACUCAGCAUUCUUUGUCUUCCAAACAUGACGAGUUGAGUUUUUACCAAAAAGUUAUAUUUUGGUUUCAUCUGACCAUAUGACAUUCUCCCAAUCCUCUUCUGGAUCAUCCAAAUGUACUCUAGCAAACUUCAGACGGGCCUGGACAUGUACUGGCUUAAGCAGGGGGACACGUCUGGUACUGCAGGAUUUGAGUCCCUGGCGGCAUAGUGUGUUACUGAUGGUAGGCUUUGUUACUUUGGUCCCAGCUCUCUGCAGGUCAUUCACUAGGUCCCCCCGUGUGGUUCUGGGAUUUUUGCUCACCGUUCUUGUGAUCAUUUUGACCCCACAGGGUGAGAUCUUGUGUGGAGCCCCAGAUCGAGGGAGAUUAUCAGUGGUCUUGUAUGUCUUCCAUUUCCUAAUAAUUGCUCCCACAGUUGAUUUCUUCAAACCAAGCUGCUUACCUAUUGCAGAUUCUGUCUUCCCAGCCUGGUGCAGGUCUACAAUUAUGUUUCUGGUGUCCUUUGACAGCUCUUUGGUCUUGGCCAUAGUGGAGUUUGGAGUGUGACUGUUUGAGGUUGUGGACAGGUGUCUUUUAUACUGAUAACAAGUUCAAACAGGUGCCAUUAAUACAGGUAACGAGUGGAUAACAGAGGAGCCUCUUAAAGAAGAAGUUACAGGUCUGUGAGAGCCAGAAAUCUUGCUUGUUUGUAGAUGACCAAAUACUUAUUUUCCACCAUAAUUAGCAAAUCAAUUCAUUAAAAAUCCUACAAUGUGAUUUUCUGGAUUUUUUUUUCCUCAUUUUGUCUGUCAUAGUUGACGUGUACCUAUGAUGAAAAUUACAGGCCUCUCUCAUCUUUUUAAGUGGGAGAACUUGCACAAUUUGUGGCUGACUAAAUACUUUUUUCCCCACUGUAUAUCUUCCCAUUCUAAAUUAAGUAAUAUGGCAGCUUAAUGACUUUUAAUAAUUUUGACCAUUAUGAUAACAUUGUGCCUUCAGUAGGAGUAGUAACACCAACGAUGGUAACACCAAUGAGAAAUGUUAGGUUAUUGAGAAUUUUCUUAAACGGAGGCUACAGAUGGGUCAAAUCAAGGGUCAUUAACCCUUUAAAAAUGAUUUACUAAAGUGAUGUGAAUAAUAAUUUUGCUCACAAUGUUAUUUCCCUUCAUUUAAAUUGAGUAACACGAAAGUGUCACUUUGGAUUUAGACACACCAAAUGAUCAAUGUAAUCCUCAAAUUGAAGACAUACUAUAAGGGUGUGAUUAGCUAAUAAUUUUAUUUAACAUAGACCCCUCUUCCGAUAACAGUUUUCCACUGGAGGGAAUGCUUAAGGUCCUUGUAAUGAGUGAUUUUCAAGGCGGUAACACCGAUGACAUAAAACUGAGGGACAGACAUUAUACUAGUAAAAAAAUAGGUAUUUUAGCCUUCUUUGUUUUUACUGAUUUAUACAAUACGUUCUAGCAUUCAAAAUAAUAAAUACAAUCAGGUACAAAAUGAUUGGUACCCAUGAUAAAGAUGAGAAGAAAAGACUGUAUAAAAUAAAUAAUACAAAUACUGAGCUAUAUUGUAUGCCAAAAUAUAUAUAUAUAGAUACAUUAUUUUAUACUAAUACAAUUGCUCAGACAAAGAGAUUUUGCUUACCAAGUAAUAUAUAUAUUUUUAAAGAUAGGGGUCAAAAUGAUUGGCACCCCUGUUUUCAACAUCUUUCAAUACCUGAACUUGAGAGGAUAAUGGCACUGAGACAUUUUCUAAGAUGUUUUAUGAGAUUGGAGAACACAUUGGGAGGGAUCUUAGACCAUUCCUCCAUACAGAAUUUUUCCAGAUCCUUGAUAUCCUUCGUCUGUGUUUAAGGUCUGCCGUCUUUAAUUCAAACCACAAGUUUUCAAUGGGGGUCAAGUCCGGCGACUGAGAUGGCCAUUGCAAAAGGUUGAUUAUGUGGUCAGUUAAAUUGCGGCUUAGUUUCAGCCUCCUGACAGUGGCAACCAGGUCUUGGGCUAACAUGUCCUGGUACUGGGUAAAGUUCAUAAUGCCGUUGACCUUAACAAGGGCCCCAGGACCAGUGGAUGCAAAAUAUUGAAAGGUAUUGAAAACAGGGGUGCCAAUAAUCUUGACCCCUACAAUGUAGCAAUGUAGCUUAGUAUUUGUAUUAUUUAUUUUAUACAGUCUUUCUUGCUCAUCUUUAUCAAGGGUGCCAAUAAUUGACUGACUGACUGUAGAUAUCUCUAAAUCUGCAAAACAUGUCACUAUAACUCUACACAUCACUACUGGGACAAGCCAAUUUGCUUACCCUAACUACUUUAAACAAUACAUAAAUAUAAAGUGUUGCAGUAUAACCAACUUGAAUUAUUGUCAUUGAUAAACAGAUCAAUACAAACAAAAACAUGUAUGAUGUGUAACUAUUUGUUAUUUUAAAGUGUCUUUCAUGGUUGCAAAGGCAAGGGACGCAAAAUGCCACCGUAAUUCAAGAACGACCCUCAUUCAUUAUGAUCUAAAAAGCAAAACAGAUCCUGGAUCAGCACUCCUACUCUGAGACACUCUUUGAAUACAAGCCCUGAUUUGCUAUAGGAACGGUUGUAACAACAGUCAUUAGUCAAUCUUUCUCAGUGAUGUUGUCUUCUAUUUGAAUCUUCUGCAGGUGUGUUCCUCCCUGACCCACCCGUUCAGCUAUGAUGUCAUCCCUCCAGACUCUGAAAUGUGUGUCACAAUGUUCAGCAACCAGGUAGGGUGAUUGAUAUCCAUCACAUUUCAAGACAUCAACACAAAUGCUCUGAUACAGUCUGUUUUGAUGAAAACAAUGGGACAUUAAAUGACUAAAUUGAAUUUCCGUCUGAUGUAAGUGUGCAGACUUUUUUCUUCAAUAAAUGAAUCCACAAAAUGAAAAAAAAACAGGCUUGUAGCAGAGCACAUGUGGAGAAUGAGUUGGUAGCACUGUAUUUGAGUCCAAUUUUAUGCCUACCAUACCCAUAGAGAUCCUGUGGGUGUAGAAGUUCUCUAUAAAAUCCUAUGGCCGCCAUAUUUCUCUACAGACGCAGAGAGAGGUGCGAGGGAGGGUUCGGGUCGGGAUGAAGGACAGACUGACGUUCCUUGGACAAAUUCAGCUGAAGCCCUCAGAUUCACCGCAACAUAGGGUCAAAGUUCGAGCCAACCUCACCCACCUACUCCAGGUAAGGCCGAUUCUAUAAGAGGGACAUUAUAUAAUAUAAACAGUAUAAUGCUGGCGUGACGCCAAAGUGCUAGGUUUUGAUGAAUAAAGAAGUUGUGUGGUGUGUCCAGGCCUGGCCCCUCACUGGCCAAUCAGAACGUGCUCCAUUGUGAAAUAUGUAGUUGCUUCAAGUUGUAUAUUUAUGGUCUUUUAUGUAUUGCCUUGGAAUCAAUUCCAAUAUUAGUCUGUUAUAGUUUGUUAAAUGGCUUACAGAAACGAAAUAACAAAAUGUAGACCUAUCUUUCAUAAUAAGUUAACUUGAACCCAUUUGCGCACCAUAUUGUUCUAAGUAAUUGCAUGGCUUCAAUAGCAUUCACACUGAUAUAGGGGCUAGGCCUACUAUAAAUUGCAUUAUGGCUGAGCAUGGACAUGCCAAACAUGGGCAAUAAACAAGAUUAAAGUAAUUAUUGAUAAGCCCUAAAAAGAGAAUUAAUAAUUCGAAUCAAAUUAUAAACAAAACAAAACAACAACUUGAUUUCAAUAGGCUAUGUCACACCCUUUUUUUUGUAGGGGGUAGAUCAGCUUUAAUAUUCCAGAUAGAUUGUGGUUUCUAUCAAUGUAAUUGUCUGCAUCAUUUCCAAUCCCCCAUAUAUUUUUUUGUAAAGAAAAUAUUUAAAAAAUAUAACCCUACCAACCCUCCCCUAAUUGGAGUAAACUAAUGGACAACAAUACUUAGGCUUUUACUUCCAGCUUAUACAUACAGUGAGGGAAAAAAGUAUUUGAUCCCCUGCUGAUUUUGUACGUUUGCCCACUGACAAAGAAAUGAUCAGUCUAUAAUUUUAAUGGUAGGUUUAUUUGAACAGUGAGAGACAGAAUAACAACAAAAAAAUGCAGAAAAUGCAUGUCAAAAAUGUUAUAAAUUGAUUUUCAUUUUAAUGAAGGAAAUAAGUAUUUGACCCCUCUGCAAAACAUGACUUAAUACUUGGUGGCAAAACCCUUGCUGUGUGCUUAGGGUCGUUGUCCUGUUGGAAGGAGAACCUUCGCCCCAGUCUGAGGUCCUGAGCGCUCUGGAGCAGGUUUUCAUCAAGGAUCUCUCUGUACUUUGCUCCAUUCAUCUUUCCCUCGAUCCUGACUAGUCUCUCAGUCCCUGCUGCUGAAAAACAUCCCAACAGCAUGAUUCUGCUACCACCAUGCUUCACUGCAGGGAAGGUGCCAGGUUUUCUCCAGACGUGACGCUUGGCAUUUAGGCCAAAGUGUUCAAUCUUGGUUUCAUCAGACCAGAGAAUCUUGUUUCUCAUGGUCUGAGAGUCCUUUAGGUGCCUUUUGGCAAACUCCAAGCGGGCUGUCAUGUGCCUUUUACUGAGGAGUAGCUUCCGUCUAGACACUCUACCAUAAAGGCCUGAUUGGUGGAGUGCUGCAGAGAUGGUUGUCCUUCUGGAAGGUUCUCCCAUCUCAACAGAGGAACUCUGGAGCUCUGUCAGAGUGACCAUCGGGUUCUUGGUGACCUCCCUGACCAAGGCCAUUCUCCCCCGGUUGCUCAGUUUGGGCGGGCGGCCAGCUCUAGGAAGAGUCUUGGUGGUUCCAAACUUCUUCCAUUUAAGAAUGAUGGAGGCCACUGUGUUCUUGGGGACCUUCAAUGCUGCAGACAUUUUUUGGUACCAUUCCCCAGAUCUGUGCCUCGACACAAUCCUGUCUCGGAGCUCUACGGACAAUUCCUUCGACCUCAUAGCUUGGUUUUUGCUCUGACAUGCACUGUCAACUGUGGGACCUUAUAUAGACAGGUGUGUGCCUUUCUAAAUCAUGUCCAAUCAAUUGAAUUUACCACAGGUGGACUCCAAUUAAGUUGUACAAACAUCUCAAGGAUGAUCAAUGGAAACAGGAUGCACCUGAGCUCAAUUUCGAGUCAAAUAGCAAAGGGUCUGAAUACUUAAGGUAUUUCUGUAUUUUAUUUUCGCUUUGUCAUUACGGGGUAUUGUGUGUAGAUUGAUGAGGGAAAAAAAUAUUUUAAUCCAUUUUAGAAUAAGGCUGUAACGUAACAAAAUGUGGAAAAAGGGAAGGGGUCUGAAUACUUUCCGAAGGCACUGUUUGUGUUGACAUUACCUUAAAGGAAGUGUGGUGUUUCAUCCCAAUAGUGUGAAAAGACUUCUUCAUCUCGUCACUUGUGCAGUGAUAUGAUAAAAAUGCAGUGGUGUAAAGUACUUAAGUAUAAAUAUUUUAAAAUAUUUUAAAGUGGUCCUCUGUAGCUCAAUUGUUAGAGCAUGGCACUUGUAACGCCAGGGUAGUGGGUUCGAUCCCUGGGACCACCCAUACGUAAAAUGUAUGCACACAUGACUGUAAGUCGCUUUGGAUAAAAGCGUCUGCUAAAUGGCAUAUUAUUAUUAUAUUAUUAAGUAGUUUUUUGGGGUAUCUGUACUUUACUUUACUAUUUAUUUUUGCCAACUUUUACUUUUACUUCACUACAUUCCUAAAGAAAAUAAUGUACUUUUUACUCCAUACAUUUUCCCUGACACCCAAAAGUACUCAUUACAUUUUGACAGGAAAAUGGUCCAAUUCACACACUUAUCAAGAGAACAUCCCUGGUCAUCCCUACUGCCUCUGAUCUGGCAGACUCACUAAACACACAUGCUUCGUUUGUAAAUUAUGUCUGACUGUUGGAGUGUGCCCCUGGCUAUCCGCCAAUAAAAAAAAGAAGGAAAUUGUGCCGUCUGGUUUGCUUAAUAUAAGGAAUUUGAAAUGGUUUAUACUUGUACUUUUACUUUUGAUACUUAAGUACAUUUUAGCAAUUCCAUUUACUUUUGAUACUUACGUAUAUUUAAAACCAAAUACUUUUAGACUUUUACUCAAGUAGUAUAGUAAGAUGAUGGAUGUCCACUGGGAAUUGGCUUUCACCUGUCCAAGGAAGGGAGACGAGGAGAGCAAGCCACUUUAGACUAUUGUGAUGGACCCAUGACUUUCUGCUUUUUCAGUUGAAGCUCCCUUCGUCGGCCAUACUGGAAGGAGACGUGUCCUGGAAUCCUAAAAAUAACAGUGUGUUUGAUUACCUAGUGAGAGGGAAAGUAGGGAUCAACCGGCAGGAGUGUCAGGUAAGAGUAACUAUUCAUUCACUACUUAAAUAAAAAAUAUUGCUUAUUUAUGAUUACAGCACUUAUCAAUCAGUAACAUAAUGUGUGUUUUUUCUCCAUCAGUUUUCUGUUCAUCUGAAUGGCUCAUCAGACAAAGUUGGGCUGUAUUCCUCGCUCAGUCAUCCCUUCAAAUCCAAGAUCCUUAAAACAUUGGAGGUGGGUCGCUAAUGUGCUUUUUCAAAGGUUGACAAUUGAAUCUCUUAAUUGAUUAAGUAUACAGUAUAAAUAAAAAAGAUAUAGCUUUUCUGUUUUUGGUCAGCGUGUCUCUUGGUUUCUUUUAAAUGGGUAUUUGUCCCUUUAUGUUUGUAUUCUCCAGGCUCAGCUCACUGCAGACACGUCUAUGGUGGAUGGCAGCGUGAGCAGCUCUCUGUGUGUGAGGGCUGAUGGGAAGGACAGAGCUCUGCUGGAGGCCCAGCUCUCCCACUCCCUACAGAGAGACACCAGAGCCCUGGGUCUACGUAUGGACCUGCUCCAGAGUCUACUACCUACUACAGCCACUGCGCUGCACCUCAACAUGUCUGCCAACAUCUCCUCGGAUAGGUAAGUGCAUUCUCACUAGUCUAUCAAGUAGCUACAUACAGUGUGGACUUAGGACAGGUCUGUCUGUCUGUCUGUCUUAGCCACAGUUUUGCUCUGUGUCCCUCCACAUGCGUUCUCACUCUGUAUCCUAAUUGUAACUGUUCAAAGUACCUCCAUACCUUCUCAUCUCUCCCUGUCUGUCUCCUUCCAGACUCUCCAUGCAUGGUUCCUAUGACCAGGGAGGAGAGGUCCUGCAGGCCCAGGUGGCCGGCUCACUGGAGCACUCCCCUGGUUCCCCGGGGCUACGGAUGGCUGUCACAGGGGACCUGAGGCACUCCUUACCCAGCCUCACUGCUCUGCCUCCUGCCCUGAGUCUGGAAGGAGCCCUGGGGCAGUCAGACUGGCUCACUGAAGGUAUGGCUCUAUUAGACAUAAGAAGUGAUUGAUUGGUCUUGUCUCGAAGUGCCAAGGCGAACCCAGGUUAGUGUAUUUUCCAUGUUAGUGCUGUAUAAAUGGUGAAACAUGUGUACAGUGCAUUCGGAAAGUAUUCAGACCCCAUUACUUUUUCCACAUUUUGUUACAUUACAGCCUUAUUCUAAAAUUGAUUAAAUUCAUUUUUUCCCUCAUCAAUUGAAACACUAUACCCCAUAAUGACAAAGCCAAAACAGGUUUUCAGAAAUGUUUGCAAAUGUAUUAGAAAUAAAAAACAGAAAUACCUUAUUUACAUAAGUAUUCAGACCCUUUGCUAUGAGACUCGAAAUUGAGCUCAGGUGCAUCCUGUUUCCAUUGAUCAUCCUUGAGAUGUUUCUACAACUUGAUUGAAGUCCACCUGUGGUAAAUUCAAUUGAUUGGACAUGAUUUGGAAAGGCACACACCUGUCUAUAUAAGGUCCCACAGUUGACAGUGCAUGUCAGAGCAAAAACCAAGCCAUGAGAUCGAAGGAAUUAUCCGAGCUCCAAGAGGCACAUAUCUGGGGAAGGGUACCAAAAAACCUCUGCAGCAUUGAAGUUUCCCAAGAACACAGUGGCCUCCAUCAUUCUGUAAUGGAAGAAGUUUGGAACCACCAAGACUCUUCCUAAACAUCUCUGGAGAGACCUGAAAAUAGCUGUGCAGCGACGCUCCCCAUCCAACCUGACAGAGCUUGAGAGGAUCUGCAGAGAAGAAUGGGAGAAACUCCAAAGGUGCUUCAACAAAGCACUGAGCAAAGGGUCUGAAUACUUAUGUAAAUCUGAUAUUUCCGUUUUUUAUACAUUUACCAAACUAUUUAAUAUAUUUUAGAAUAAGGCUGUAAUGUAACAAAAUGUGGAAAAAGUCAAGGGGUCUGAAUACUUUCCGAAUGCACUGUAUGUCACACACACACAGACACACACACAAAUGUAUUAUUCAGUGCUAUGAAGUGUAUGUGUGUGUUGCAGGGCAGCUGAGAGUGACAGUGAGUAAGGCUGUGUACAGUGUGGAGCUGAGUCAUCAACAGGACCAAGGAGACACCUGGGACGAAGAGGAUGGCAUGCUGGGAAAAGAGCCUGACGGGGCCCGUGAUUGGUUGUGCGCUCGGGCAGGGGAGGAGUCUCUGUGUGUGAAUGUGAGCCGCCGAUUGGGCAUUCAGGGGAGGGGUGGAGUCAAUGCCCAGCUCUCUCACUCCUCCCCCUGGCUCCAUACUGCAGGUGACCCCCUCCAUCUGUCACAUAUUGUUGUUACUUUGAAUCUCUACUCCCCCAGUCCCUCUCCUCAGAUGUCCUCCUUCUAUGGUCCUUUCACUUCCACACUUUCUGUCUCCUUAGAUAUCCUCAAUUAAUAUGAUAAUAUGAAACCGUAAUCUGUUGUAAAAAGACAUAGCCAUACACAAUGAAUGUAUCACGUACCCUGUUUAUCAAGUCUUACAUGCCCUUUCAAGUCUUGGUAAAUGACAAAAAUCCGCUCACAUAAAUUGUGCACCAUUGUCUGUCACCAAUGUUUUAGGUAUACCAGGUAACAGCAGUGCCCAGGUGAGCUGGACCCAGGAGGAGGGCAGGCUCUCAGUGCUGGCAGAACUACAGGCCGGGGCUCAGGGCCUGAAGGCUGAGUUUGAGAGUGCCAGGACUGGCCGUGCCUCCCCACGAUGGGAGCUCCAAACCAGGGUACAGCACCAAAGCAAGGCCCUGGUCCAAAGAGGCAUGCCCAGCUCCAUCCAGGCUACAGGGCACUAUCAGGUGCAGCUUCAUCCUCUUCUUCCUCAUCCUUCCUCUUCUUUCUCUCUACUCUAUUGUUGUUAAGAAAGCUGCAUUGAAUUUGACUUUGGACAUAUUCCUGGAGAUAACUUAUCAAGCUAUCGAAGAAGAUGCAUCAAAGAAUCUUCAAGCCAAGGCUUUUAUAAUUUUAAGAAGAUAAAUUCAUUUGAUUUUCAGGUUUCAAGCCAUGAAAGACAUCACAUUCAUAAUUCAGUAUUUACUUCUAUGUAUUACAGUAUUUUCAGUUUAAUAUUUAAUGUCCAAAAGUAUUUGUAUUACUUCUGACUGUAGGAGGAGACAGAGGGUGUGAGUGCAGGGUUGGCCAUUCAAGUUGAAGAACAGAAGAAGGUGGACAUCGUAGUGGAAGCUGGCAAGGGGAACAACACUGCCAACCUGAACGUGUCUCUAUUGCACAACCUGAGGCAACUCAAAGGAGUGAUACCUACAUCAUUACAGGUGACCAACACAUUUGUACAUUGAAAACUCACUCAAAAACACAUUUACAACAGUGCAACAGAUUCAAAUAUCACAAUACUUGUAUUCCAUUUGUAUAAUCUCUCAGUACCAUACCAACAGCGUUUCUACAGCAGUGAAGUAGGCACUUUUAUAAGCCAUGCAAAUUUGAUUUUAAAUAGGCAAAUGCAUUUGCUCAAUUGAUACUAGUUCUAUAGUGUCUGAUAUUAUAGUUGUUUUCACUCCAAAGAAGUAUAGGAACCGUGCGCUCCAACUCAUGUGCCAUACUGUCUGUGUUAAAUUCCUCCAUCUUCUCCCACUGCUCUCCCUUUAAUAAACAAACUGUGUCGACGGGGGUCUCUGUUUUCACAGAUGAGCUGCACGGGGUACGCCACCAAUGGUGCCGCUAAUGACCGCCUACUCGGCCCAUUGCUCCGGAAGCAUCGCCGGUCGACCCGUGGAGGUACGCGCCUUUCGCUCCAAGAGACCACACAGCAGCAGGCUCUGCUACGGCCUAGCGUUAGCCUACCCUAGCAUCACCGCACAGGCCAAAGGCUGCUACAGCCCCACGGGCCAGGCUGAGCUCAUGGCUAACCUCACCCACUCCUCCCGGCUACUGCAGCUCUCCCUGGGGCUGCCCUCCCGCUCUAGCCUCAGGCUUCUGCUCCGGCCUGGGCCUAAGCGAUGGGGCCUGAGGUUCGGGUUGGCGGUUGGCCCCUGGAGGGUGCAGGUUAGUGGGGGGCUGAGGCAGGAGGCGGCAGGGCUCUAUGCAUGGCAUAGCCUGGUUGAGUAUGGGACUCCUCAUGUCACACACAAGGCCGAGGUUAGAGGUCGCGUUAGGGCAGAGCGGUGGUGUCACCUCUGGGUGGAAGUGAGCGGGGUGUGGGACUCAGUCAGAUCCAGCCUGGUGGUGUCGACGCGGUGUGGGGGAGGGGUGCGGGUGGCCUGGGUGCGGAUCACUGAAGGGGAAGGGGCACUAGCACCAAGCAGGACCUCUCUGACCAUAAUAGGAAGCGCUGUGAAAGACGGCCUCAGGGGCACUGUGGGUCUUGAAAACAACCAGGAUUCUCUCCACUGCCUGUUAUCCUUGCUACUGAGGGAAAGCCGAGCUGAGCUGGGCUGGACCCUCCACCACCAAUGGGCCUCUCUCUCCACCUCCUCCAUCCCAGAAAGGGUUGACCUGCACGGGUCAGCCCAGGUCCGACGUGCCUCCCUCUCCGGGAACGCCCGCGUCUCCUUGGACGCCCACUCGGCCAACCUGGACGUCACGGCGACCUGGGAGCCCCUCGGCCACGCCCCAAACGCUGUCCUCAGGGCCAUUUUCCAACAUGACCUUGCCACCCUAAAGCAUGCUGGGAUACCAGAGGACGCCACCCUGAGCGUGUUUGCGGGGCCCACUCAGGCACAGGUGGAGCUGGAGAGUGACACGUGUUCCAUGUUGACCCACGGGACUAGUCUACAUAGAGGGGAACACAGAAGGACAUGGACCCUGGUUGUCCGUCAAUGCUGUAACCUACUUAAGGUAGAGACAGAAAUAUAAUUACUAGAAUGGGCAUGCCCAUUCUAGUCAACGUAAUUCUAUUUCUAUGAGUAGAGCAGUGGAAACAUGGCGGGAACAGGAAAUCAAUCAAAUUGAUUUUAUAAAGCCAUUUUUAAGUGACCUCAACCAUGUUUCCCAGCGACAGAAAGCAGGAAGUGAGUCAUCUUCACCAGAAAGAUGAGCCUCCACUUUCCUUUACAGCAUGGCAUAUCGCUGACACAUACGGUAAUGCUGUCUCACAUUUAGAUCCCACGUCAAUAGAUGUGUGAUGUUGUUUAUGUUGUGUCAGUUCAUCUGUAUCUUUUAUAAAUAUUUGAUUUCAGCACAAAAACACACAAAAUAAGACAGCCUAUUGCAAAUUUGACUAUCGGCUACAUUUUUUGCUGACUAUUAGUUUCUCCUCCACAGACUCUCCUCCCUCCGUACUUCUCAGUGAAUGGCUCCUUGGUCCGCUCCGGCUGUACCACGCGUCUGGACACAAACCUCCACACCGGGGGAGAGGAGAAGGGGGGCUGCCAGCCUGGCCUUAUCCUCCUGCCUCCCCCAGCUCAGCCUCAGGAGCUCCAUCCGUCACUCCCUGACGGGGCUCCGUGCCCUGGGCAUCCCCCCUCGCAGUGCCCUAGUCCUGGGUGUCUCGACUGGGGAACGCCCUGGGGUAGGGGUGGAGCUGGAGCUGGGGCAGUGCCGGCUCAGGGCCGAUUCUGGGGAGAAUAAGGCUAACUGGGCCGUCAAUGUGACCCACUAUUGCCCAGAACUACAGGUAAAGAACACGCUGACCGGGAGAGUACGAACAAAUAUGAUUCUGAUUACCAAUCAGUGGAAUCUGAUGUGUUAGUGCUGGGCUACGUUCCAGUGUGAGUGCCUGUAUGUUUCUGCUUUGGCCAGCUUUUGGGGAAAGGGGAUACCUAGUCAGUUGCACAACUGAAUGCAUUCAACCAAAAUGUGUCUUCCGCAUUUGACCCAACCCCUCUAAAUCAGAGAGGUGCAGGGGGCUUCCUUAAUCGACAUCAUCAGCGCCUGCCGGAAGCAGUUGAUAUUGGGUGUUAACUGCAUUGCUCAAGGACAGAACAACAGAUUUCUUCCACUUUGCCGGCUCUGGAAUUUGAACCAGCGACCAUUCGGUUACUGGCCCAACGUUCUUAACCACUAGGCUACCUGCCGCAGAGUUGGGGUUAAAUUCCAUUUAAAUUCCAGUCAAUUCAGAAAGUAAACUAAAUUCCAAUUCCACAUUUUCCCAAUUGAAAAGCAUUGAAGAGAAUUGGAAUUGGAAUUUCAGUGCACUUCUGGAAUAGACUGGAAUUGAACCCAACCCUGCUGCAUCAACAAAGUAUUUUCUGUCUACUACAAAUAUUACGGUUAUAACCACCACCUACAAUAACAUUGACUAGGCUAUUAAUCACCAUUACGGUACAGCCUCACAUCUGAGUUAUGACCACUUUGAUUUUGCUAGCUGGAACACCAGCUAAGAGAUGGUUUUGUCCCAGUUUACCUAUUUGCUAAUGGUCUUGCCUACGCCUAGCGAACAGUUUUUUUAAUUAAUUGAAAAAUCCAAUUUUAUUUGGAACGGCAAGCCAGCCAGACAAAAUUAAAUGGGCCUAUUUAUAUAAUGAAUAUGAAUUCGGAGGACAGAAAUGAUUAAAUAUUAAAGCAUUAGACCUAUCACUAAAAGCUUCAGUCAUACAAAAGUUAUACUUAAAUCUGAACUGGUUCUCUAGCAAAUUAGUAAGAUUGUCUCACCCCAUGUUCAAGAAUGGCCUUUUUCCCUUUAUUCAGAUUACAACCCCUCACUUUCAGUUAUUUGAAAAGGAAAUAAUCUCCCAAAUAUCACUAUUUCUAAAACAAGCCAUAGAAAGUUGGUUGCAAUUUCAAUUGAAUCCUCCAGAAACGACAGAACAAAUAAUGCAACAAAUAUUGUGGUUAAACUCAAAUGUACUAAUUGAAAAAUGUUUUUAUAAAAUGAAUAAUCUUUAUAAAUGAUAUCAUCGGUAGGACUGGUGGAGUUAUGUCGCACAUGCAGCCAAUAAAAACAUAUGGAAAUGUCUGCUCUACCCAAAAAAACAAAUAAUUGCAGCAUUACCGCAAAAAUGGAAGAGGAAAGUGGAAGGGGGAUAAAGUAAGUAACUUGUCUGUCGGCCCUGCAUUAAAGAACAUAAUUGGUUAAAGGAAAAUAGUGAUAAAUAAAAAAGUAUACCAGUUUCAUUUAAGGACCAAAGGAUUGCCAGCUGUGCCAUAUAGAUUGCAAAAUAGUUGGGAAGAUAUUUUUGACGUACCAAUUCCAUGGCAUAGUGUUUAUGAACUGAUACGCAAAAUGACGCCGGAUUCAAAAUGUAGAAUUUUUCAAUUUACAUUAUUAUACAAAAUUCUUGCUACCAAUAGAAUGUUAUUUAUAUGGGGGAUACAACCUUCCCAGCUCUGCAGAUUUUGCUGCGAAGAUACAGAAUCAUUAGAUCAUUUGUUUUGGUACUGUCCAUUUGUAGCUUGUUUUUGGACACAGGUCCAGGAAUGGCUGAAGGAUUGCAAUAUUUACCUGGAGCUAACCCUGCAGAUAGCAUUACUGGGUGAUCUGAAAAGUCAUAGUCAGUCGAUCAAUAAUAUAAUAAUACUUAUAGCAAAAAUGUUUAUUUUCAAUUUACAAUCUGUAGAAACAAUGAGAAUAGAAGGGUUCAGACUUUUGUGAAACAUCACAGUACAGUUGAAAAAUAUAUGGCAAAUAGAAAUCCAAUAUGGAUGGUGUUAAGCGAUAGAUGGGAGGUGUUGAAUGGAGCUGAAGGAUGGGACUAAUAACAACUAACAACAACUAAUAACAACACGAUAACUAAUGUAAAGCAUACUGUGUCCAUAAUAAGUAUAUAGGUUAUAGGUUGAGAGCUUUUGUGAAAGAGCACAGUUAGAAAGAUAUGGCAUAUAGAAGCAAACUGGAUGGACAUCAUGAAAAUGAUCAGAGAGGUUGAGGGUAGAGGAAGUUCAGGAGUAAAAUCAAACAAAAUAUAAUUUUGUAAAAUUGACUGUGUCCAUAAAAUGUAUAUAGUAUGUAUAAGCUGGAAGUAGAGGCCUAAGCGUUGUUGUUCACUAGUUUACUCCAAUUAGGGAAGGGGUCAUGGGGUUGGAAAGUAAUAAAGGGAAAUAUAUUUUUUUAAAGGACAUGUAUGUAUAUGUAUUUAUAUGUAUGUAUGUGUAUAUGUAUGUAUACGUGUGUGUAUAUAUAUAUAUUUGCGAGAGAAAAAAACAUUGAUGGAAGUUACAAUCUAUCUGCAAUAUUAAAGCUGAUCUACCCCCCAAAAAAUAAAAAUGAAUAAAUAAAAAUAUUUUAAAAAGAGAUGGCUUUGAUGAUAAUAGGGGGGUGCACAUAUAUUAUCAACACACCCAUGUCCUUUGAAGAACUUCAGAAGGAGUCUUCAUCAAAGGCAAACCUGGGGGCUCAUUUUUAACUUUUAACUGGGUGUUGCUGUGAUAGAACACCAAGGGUGGGUCCCAAAUGGCACCCUAUUCAUGGGCUCUGGUCAAAAGUUUUGCACUAUAUAGGGAAUACUGGUUUUUUAAAAUAGUGUACUAAAUAGGGAAUAGGGUGUAAUUUGGGACGUAGCCCAUAGGAUGGUUUGUGAGACCAUAUGUAUUCUGUCUGGAUCAGUGCCCCGUGGUGUUUGUACUAGCAGCGGGAGCUACUUGUCUCUAAUUGAGAGCUGUGUGUGUGUGUGUGUGUGUGUGUGUGUGUGUGUGUGUGUGUGUGUGUGUGUGUGUGUGUGUGUGUGUGUGUGUGUGUGUGUGUGUGUGUGUGUGUGUGUGUGUGUGUGAUUGGCAGAGCUUUGUGGAUGCAGCUGGACAGAGGCCUCCGCUUUGUUGACCGUCGAGGGACAGAGAGAGGGAGAGGAGGAGAGAAGAGAGAGAGAGGGGAAAGGGGGAGUGAAAGUGAAGGGAGAGGGUUUGAGUUGAGAGGAUGGAUAGAAGAAAGGUUUGGUGUUGUAAAACUUACGUUUGUUAGAAUAAUUGAAAGUUGUACUAAAUUAGAAGGGUUUGAGAUUGAAGAAUAGCUGUUGUUUUUUUUCUUCAUUUUUGAGCCACGCGUGCCCAUUUAUGUACAUAUCUCCACAGAGCACAGGACUCCCUGCAUCCCUGGCCUUCCAGGGCCUCCUCUCAUUGGUCCCUUGCCAGCUGGCCCUUCACUGUACUCUAAAGAUGGACAACCAUGAUCUUACCCUGGAGCUAGGCCAGUCCUGCAGUCCGGCAGCACGCUUCUCUGGAUCCCUGACACACUCCUUCCCUGGGCUCCGGACCAGGGGCCUCCCCCUGACGACCAGCAUAGAGGCUUCGGCCCCUGAGGGCCCUGGACAGACUGGGGCCCUGUUUAUUAAAGCUGGCUUGUGUUAUAUCAGAGCUAAUGGAGACAUGGGGCUUAAUGGAAGGACACAGUGGUUGUGGGCUACGGAGUCAGAUUGUCCGUUGCUACAGGUAGGCUAUCCUCUGUUUUAUUGAAAUACAACACGUUAUACAGAGGUUAUCCUCAUUGCAUGCCUAUGAUUUCAACAGUGAAACCGUAAUGUGGAAAGUUUGUGGUCUUCAUAUCCAACUUACUGUAUGUAGCUUAAUCUAGUUAGCUUGGUCCCAGAUCUGUUUGUGCUGCACAGCCAACUCCUACAUACAGAUCAGGGACAGCAAGUAAGUCACUCUUACUGAAUAUCCAAGGCCGAAGAAAGCCAUGCAGUCAAGUCACAAAAUCACACUCCCAUCCACCUUUUCCCCAGGGCCUCGGCCUUCCCUCCCAGGUCCACCUGAACGGCUCCGUGGGAACAUAUGACCACAAUGUCUGGAUGGCCAUUUUGGAUGCCAGUGUGGAGGGACAACAGAGGGGUUUCCUGAGGCUGACUGCAAGGGCCAAGCCUGGGCUGAGGCUAGAGGGACACCUCAACCACAACCUCACAGCCCUUGGGGGGUUACCGGGCCAGAGUAGGAUAGUGGUGACCGGUAGUGGUAGGGCAGACUCACAGGGCUACGAUACAGAGGCGGAGCUACAGCUGGGUGAAUGUGCCGUGAGAGGCUCGGCGACGGUGAUGACAGGGGACCGCCUGAAGGGGGCAGUGGUGUACCACAACAACUGCACUGCAUUACAGGUACCAGCACGUUCUGAUUAAAGUAUUAAAUUAUAUUCCACUACCAACAGCUUUGCCACUGUCUCGUACUGGGUACAGGUUGCCCCUAAGCACGGUUGUAGGAUCAGCUUCCGUUCCCUAUGUCGUAACCUGAACUAUUUGGGUGAAAAGUGCGAAACUAAACUUAGAUCAGCUCUUAGGGGCAACUUAAUCCUACACUGCUAUGUUAAUAACUACUAUCUCGUCAUCCAUUUUCCAUCAAGUUUGAUUUGUCGGUCUAUAAUGUUAUAUACCCAAUAUUUUAUAGGAAUGGGGUAGUCCAGUUAAGAUGGAAGGUUCUUGGUCCUUGGUCAUCACCCAGACAUUUCUAGAUACCCAUGUCUCCAUGGCGAUGGAUGAAAAUAACCUACAGGCUUUGAUGGCACUGAAAACAACAAAGGUAGGCUACUGUUGUUUCUGUACAUUUCAAAUUUACAAACAUUUCAGUAUUUCAGUGUUCCAAACGGCCUCUUCCUCAUUUAUUAUUUCAUUUUUUAUUCAUUCCUCUUUAUCAUUGACUGAUAAACAUAGAGAUGAAUGAAUGAAUACAUUUCAAGUACUGUGUCUACUUCUGUUUGUGUCUGCCAGGGUUGGCAGGAAGCAUCAGGCCAUCUCAACCACUCUGUGCCCCUGCUACAAAGGGUGGGCCUCCCCGCCAAUUCUGCUAUGGCGAUGCGCUCAGAGAGCCAUGGCAACAGCUCCUACCACUGGCUCCUCCAUUGCAUCGUGGGUAGCCAACAGGUAACCUGAUUAACAACAGCUGUUUAGAGAGGAAACCACAUAAUUAAAUAGAACACUUAUUUAGGGCCCUGUGUUUUGCGCAAUCAUGUGACAUAUCAAGAUUUUAUCCUGUAUUUUAAGCCUUAUCCAGAAAUGAGAAUUUAUCAAAAAAUGAUAGCAAUUGUCUGAGGAUGGUGCUGGACCAUCUGAAAUAACAAGAAAAGGGAACAGUUUGAUGAAAAAGUGUUAAAUAAAGGUUAAAAUCCAGGCAUGCCAAAGAAUUGCGCAAAACACAGGGCCCUAAGUAUGAUAUUGUAUCUCUAUGGAGAAAACUGCCCUGUUGUAUACUAGGGGUGGGCGGGGUGCAUCCCAAUAUUCUAAAGUCGCUUUCCUUGACUCCUCUCCUUCAUCUGCACUGGUCUGUAAACACAUUAUUAUAAUUUUUUAUACCAGUGUACAUGAGGGAAAGAAUGCAAAAAAGCAAUUUUAGACUAUUGAUAUGCACCCUAAGAUGUUUCCUUCUUUAUACUCAUAAUGAAUUUAAUAGAGGAUGCAAUAUGAUGAUUAUCUACCAUAUUCAUUUUACCCAAUUUCAUGUGUCUUUGGAAUGAGAAAUGGGAAAUGGGAAAUACAGUAUGUGUAUAUGUGUGUCUUUAUGGUAAGCACUUAUAUUUUUAGUUAAUAGAGGAGAUGACAGUCGAGAGGAGUCAAGGGAUGGUGAGGGUGAAGAGCGUUGUCAAUCACACUAUGGCAUUUCUGAAGAACUGGGGACUGCCAGAGAACAACAGUAUCCAGGUUAGAGACGUCACACUACUGAGCCAAGCCAAACCAACCUGAGCCGAGCUGUACUGGGUUGACCAUAGUUGCUGGAACCAGGCUGGAAAGAACAAUGUGAAAAAACUAUAUCCAAGCCAGCACAGUACGGUUCAGGUUGGCAUGGUCAUGUAAAAAUGGGUUUAGAGGUUUAGAUGCCUUGGCUUAUAUAUUUAUCUGUUUUUCUACUGUAUCUUAUUAGAUAAGUAUUCAGUAUGGUGCCUUUGCUGUGCCUCCAGCUAGAGCUUGGUUCUGGGGAGGUGAGGAACCUGACCAUUCAGUCCCAGUUUGGAGCUCAGCUAGCAAGACUGGGGCUUCAGCUGAAGGACAGUCCAUUGGCUACUGAACUGAGAGGCAACCUGUGGCACAGUUGCCUUUGGCUUCAAGAGAGAUGGUUUCCACAGACGAUGGAGGUAAAUACUUGUGCCCAUUCUGAAUAUCUUUUAUGAUAUCUUCAGUGAUUUGAGUGUAUUUGGCUGUGUGGGUAUUCCUGCAGUACAUUUCAAUUAUCUUCAAUUUUACUGAUUAGGGGUGAGUGUUCCAAAAACAAACAAUGAACUUCAUGUUUAAUGAUUUAUUUGUUUUUGGGAAACUUGCCCCUGAAAUCACAGUACAGAUUAAGGAAAGAAGACAAGGAUCCUUGGUCUAAUGAUCUAUCCUUGGUCUAAUCAAGCCCCUCCCCCCCUGCCUCCCUCUGUCCUUUUCCUCUCCUCCCUCUCCCAGGCCCUAUGCUCCAUACAUGGGGUGAUGUCUCAGCUGCGGUCCAGGGCUCACCUCUCCAUGGACGGACACAUGCUGCUGGUGUCUGGCCUGAACGUCAGCGUAGCCGAUGGACGUCUGGCCAUGCUGCUCUCUCUGACCCCUCCCUCAUCACUACGUACAUACUUGCCAUAUAGUCUGGACACAGCCAUGACCGCCCAAUUCACAGGUUAGCACACUAACCCAGCUAACGUCAUGAAAUGACAGAAAGGGGACCUAUUUGUACUUUUCGCCAUCGGUCAAAAAUGUCCUAUGUAACGUUCUGUCGUAACCAAACUGUGACAUGUCUGGAAUCUCCUUGAAGUUCAGUAUGUACACAGUUAUACCUCUUCUCCACUAGCUUACUUCUCCUUAGUGCCUUAACUCUCUGUGCCCUAACUCAAUCCCUUCCAUAGGGCCCAUGAGAAGUGUGUCAGUGGACCUGCACUGUAAGGGGAGACGGGUGCGUGUUGUUGGGGACGUGAGGGGCUGGGGAACCUAUGGAGGGUCCAGGGAGGCCAGAGCCACAAUACAGCACAGCUUACAGGGACAGACCAGCCCUAUUCUACAGGUAGGCUGGCUGAUACACACACACGUACAUACAAUGCUUUGCUAACAGACGUACUGGUAAGGUAGACUGACACUUGUGUGUGUGUGUGUGUAGGUGGAGGCCUGGGGAAGACUGACUGACUCUCAGCUCAGGUGCUCUGUAGCUGUGAACCCUGAGCUCAGCUCCUCUGUGGCCCUCAUCAUUCAGGGACAUCAUCUACCAGACAGGUAUAAUGACACACACACACAGACAGACACACAAACACAAAGCAACAUGCCCUUGGAUAAUGAUUGUGCUUGUGUCCAGUAAGGAGCUGAUGGUGAAGGUGUUCCAGAAUAUCCCACAGUUGCUGCCCUAUCUGCCCACUCAACUCAACGCCAGAUCUCAGGUGUGUGGUACAAUGUGUGUGUUUGUGUGUAUGAGAGAUUGCUCUUUAAUUCUCACACCUGUUGCUGCCAUUUUCACCGCCAACAUGCUAGCUAGAGUGAGAGAUUGAGUUUAGACAGUUUGAAGUGCAACUCCAGCUAAAAUCGAAACAUUUAUGUAAGGCGUAAGCUCAGAAAUAAGGUUUGAUCAAAGAGGAAAUUGUAGAAGAGUUGGUUGUUUCGGAGUGCGUCUCGACUCUUUUUCCUUUUCUGAAACCAACCCUGUGAUGAGGUGUGAAUGACGGAGUCAGGCACAGGAGGUAAAACACCGAAAUCCAGAGUUUAUUCAGUGUACAUGAAUAAAGCGCAGCAAGCGUCAAAACGAAACUAGCACAAGGGAAAAAUCCACCUUGGCUACAUACAGCUACCGAGCUACUCACUCUCACAAUGAACAAUUACUCACAAAGGACAAGGGGGCAGAGGGAACACUUAUACACAGACUAAUGAGGGAAUGAGUACCAGGUGUGUGUGAUUGACAAGACAAGACAAGACAAAUGGAGUGAUGAUAAAUGGAGCGGUAGUGGCUAGUAAGCCGGGGACGACCAACGCCGAAACCUGCCCGAACAAGGAGGGGGGGGCAGCCUCGGCUGAAUUCGUGACACCCCCGCUGCACAUUGUAGAUGGUUGAUAUUUGUUUGCAAGGAUGAGACCUCUUCAUCAGAAACCAUGUCAUGUUGAUUUCACCAGAGACUGCACUAAUAAUGUAAAUAGAGUUGAAAGGCCUCAGCAGAAAUCCUUUACUCAAGGAAGACACUUGAGUUGGCUCAUCAGGAAAUGGAAUGGUAAGAUUUGGCCAUUUUUAUAAUUGAUAAGAGUGUCUGCUAAAUGACUAAAAUGUAAAUGUAAAAUGUUAUCAAUAGUAUUUGGCAAUAAUCAUCAUUGAGUGUUGUUGAUGGUAGGAUGCUGUUGUAGACCUAAUCUUCUUUUGUUUUUAGAUGAAAAGCACAGAUGUGGGAUGCUAGACUUGAAGUCCCAUAAAUAACUGUUGGCCCAUGACCUAACCCCUUGUACUAUCCAUUUGUAUUAUAAUCUGGACAGAGCAAUUUGUAUAGAGGUCCAGUUCAAAUGCUUAUCCUAAUCAGUCCAACCACUUGUUUAGCAGUUGUUACUUGAUGUGCUGUUUUUCUAUACCUGUGUGAGUGCCUAAUCUGUAUGAAUGGCCUUUGACCCCAGAAAAGUAGUUGAGUGUAGAGGUCUUCACGGAUCCACCUGUACUCGAACACUCUAGACCCGAUCCGGAUCCAGAAUUCUAAAUAAUGUCAUUGUUUGGGUCGGUUCUGAUAUCAUUGUCACGGGUCUCAGGUAUGCAUCUCCCGAGUGGUGCAGUGGUCUAAGGCACUGCAUCGCAGUGCUAGCUGUGCCACUAGAGAUCCUGGUUCGAAUCCAGGCUCUGUCGUAGCUGGCCGCGACUGGGAGACCCAUGGGGCGGCGCACAAUUGGCCCAGCGUCAUCCAGGGUAGAGGAGGGAAUAGCCGGCAGGGAUGUAGCUCAGUUGGUAGAGCAUGGCGUUUGCAACACCAGGGUUGUGGGUUCGAUAUUCCCAUGGGGGGCCAGUAUGAAAAAAAAAAAAAAAACAUUAUAAUGUAUGCACUCACUAACUGUAAGUCGCUCUGGAUAAGAGCGUCUGCUAAAUGACUAAAAUGUAAAAAAUGUAUGCGUAAUUUUAACUGACUUGUCCAGGAAGGGCCCAUACAGAUCUGAACACGACUGCUGCAGUAGAGAAAGAGACAUUCUAUCAUUUAUACUGCUGCUCUGGUGUGUGGCGCGUGUAGCUUGUUGAUUGUGGACUACAGGAAAGGGAGGGCCAAACACGCCCCCAUUCACAUCGACGGGGCUGUAGUGUAGCGGGUCGAGAGUUUCAAGUUCCUUGGUGUCCACAUCACCAACAAACUAACAUGGUCCAAACACACCAAGAAAGUCGUGAAGAGGGCACGACAAUGCCUUUUCCCCCUCAGCAGACUGAAAAAAUUUGGCAUGGGUCCCCAGAUCCUCAACAAGUUCUACAGCUGCACCAUCGAGAGCAUCCUGACCAGUUGCAUCACAGCCUGGUAUGGAAACUGCUCGGCAUCCAACCGUAAGGCACUACAGAGGGUAGUUCGUACAGCCCAGUACAUCACUGGGGACAAGCUUCCUGCCAUCCAGAACCUAUAUACUAGGCGGUGUCAGAGGAAAGCCCAAAAAAUUGUCAAAGACUCCAGUCACCCAAGUCAUAGACUGUUCUCUCUGCUACCGCACAGCAAGCUGUACCGGAGCACCAAGUCUAGGUCCAGAAGGCUCUUUAACAGAUUCUACCCCCAAGCCAUAAGCCUGCUGAACAAUAAAUCAAAUGGCCACCCAGACUAUUUGCAUUGACACCCACACCUUUGUUUUUACACUGCUGCUACUCACUGUUUAUUAUCUUUGCAUAAUCACUUUACCCCUACCUACAUGUAGAAAUGACCUCGACUAACCUGUACCCCCGCACAUUGAUUCUGUACCGUUACCCCCUGUAUAUAGCCUCAUUAUUGUUAUUUUAUUGUGUAACUUUAAAAAAAAGUUUAUUUAGUAAAUAUUUUCUUAACUCUAUUUUCUUAAAACUGCAUUGUUGGUUAAGAGCUUGUAAGGAAGCAUUUCACGGUAAGGUCUACAGCUGUUGUAUUUGGCGCAUGUGACAAAUACAAUUUGAUUUGAUUUGUUAGCCAAUCAUAAGUCAUCAAAGAGGCAAUAGGCUACAGUCAUAGAGCCUCAGUGUGUGGCAAAAGUUAGGAGAUAUCUAAUCAAUCGAAGAUGGAAUUAAAAUGACGGAAUUAAAAGUUAAAGGAGAAGGAUAGGCUACAACGACCAAGAGCCAACAGGUAGGCUGCUACUUAUUCUGAAUGGAGUUGUUGUUAUUUGUAACUAUAGGAUGAGAAAGCGCAUGCACUGCAGCCUCAAUUAGCCUAGCUAUCUAAUGUUAGCUAGCUUCUCCCGGAUUGAUGCACUCAAGACAGGUACCACGUAAUCAUAUUUGAUGAUAAAUAACCAAGCUAUGACAGCUAUUAGUCUACUAUAGUGCGAGUUAACUUGUUGGUUGGUUAGUUGCUGUCUUUCGUCUCUCCCUCCCUGCUCCCUCCCUGAUCCCUGUGUCACUCGCUCACAGUACGGCCCCCUCCUGCCUGCUAGAGCGGCAGCUCUCUCUCCUUCCUCUUGUGCCUUAUCAGCUCCGGUUAAUUAAGUAGCUUUAAAAAAAUGACUUUUCUGCUGCUUCCAUCACUUGGAUCGGACCGGGUCUGGAUCCGACCAGGUCUAUACGGAACGGGUCUAGUUGUCCGUGGAUCCAUUCGGAACAGGUGUCUAUAUUUAAAAAAAUAUAUAUUUGUGCAUAUCGGUCCGGGUGGGAAAGCCCCAGGUCCAUUUCAGAACGGGUCCAACUUUUUGGACCUGUGAAGACCUCUAGUUGAGUGUCAUCUGCAAAGCAAUGAUAGGAGAGACCAUGUGAGGAUAUGACGGAGCCGAGUGACUUGGUGGAUAGAGGAAAGGGCCUAGAACCGAGCCCUGGGGGACACCAGUUGUGAGAGUACAUUGUGCAGACACAGAUCCACUCCACGUCACCUGGUAGGAGUGGCCUGCCAGGUAGGAUGCAAUCCAAAAGUGUGCAGAGCCUGAAAUGCCCAGCCCUAAGAGGGUGGAGAGUAGGAGAUGAUGGUUCACGGUGUAGAAGGCAGCGGCUAGAUCUAGGAGGAUGAGAACAGAGGAGAGAUUCAGCUUUGGCAGUAGUCUCGGUUGAGUUACCCGUCUUGAUGCCUGACUGGUUAGGGUCAAGCAGAUCGGUCUGAGAGAGAUAGUGAGAGAGUUGGUCAAGUGUUUUGGAAAGGAGGAGGGAGUCGAGUGGGCAGGUUGUCGUGCAGCCGGACAUCACUAGUCACAGGAUUCCAUCUGGAGAGAGAAGGGACAACGAGGUCAAGGCGUAGGGUAGUUCUGUGUGGGACCAGUGAAUGAGGAGCGGAUGUCGUCAACCUUCUUUUCAAAGUGGUUGACAAAGUAAUCCGCAGAGAAGGAGUAGGGUGGGAGAGAGGGUGGAGGAUUAAGGCGGGAGGAGAAGGUGGAAAAUAGUUUCCUAGGGAUAGAGGCAGAAGCUUGACAUUUUGAGUAAUAGAAAAUGGCUUUAGCAGGUGAUAGAGAGGAAAAGAGGGUAGAGAGAAAGGAGUGAAAGGAUGAUAGGUCUUCUGGAAGUUUAGUUUUCAAUUUUCUCUCAGCUGCCCUGUUCUGUAAGCUCGCAAUGAAUCACUCAGCCACAGAGCAGGAGGGGACUGCCGAGCCAGCCGGGAGGAAAGGGGAUAGUGAGAGUCAUUGGAUACGGAAAGGGAGGAGUGUAGGGUCAAAGAGGCAGAAGCGGGAGACAGGAGGGAAAAGGAUUUAGCAGAAGGGAGAGAUGAUAGAAGAGGAGAGAGUAGUGGAAACAAGAGAGCAAAGAUUACGACGGCGCAUGACCAUCUGGGUAGGGGCUGAGUGGGUAGGGUUGGAGGAGAGGGAGACAGAAAAGGAAACAAAGUAGUGAUCAGAGACCUGAGGGGGGUUGCAAUGAGAUUAGUAGGCAAACAGCCUCUAGUAAAGAUGAGGUCAACAGUAUUGCCUGCCUUGUGAGUGGGAGAGGACUGGGAAAGGGUGAGGUCAAAAGAGGCAAGAAAGGGAAAGAAAGAGGUAGAAAGAAAUGAAUCGAAGGCAGACAUUGAAGUCGCCCAGUACGAUGAGCGGUGAGCCAUCGUCAGGAUAUGAGCUUAUCAAGAUGUCAAGCUCAUUGAAGAACUCUCUAAGAGCACCUGGUGGUGAUAGAUGACAAUGUUAAGCUUGAGUGGACAAGUGACAGUGACAGAAUGAAAUUCAAAUUAGGAGAUGGAAAAUCUCAAUUAUAGGAGACAUUAGUAGCCCUGUGCCACCACCGUGUCGACCAGAUGCUUUCGGACUAUGAGAGAACACGUAGUCAGAUGAAGAGAGAGUAGCUGGAGUAGCAGAGUAGCAGUGUCUCUGGGGUGAUCCAUGUCUCUGUAAUGUAAUGUAAUUGCCUAGCAGAGGUGAAGAGCACACCUCCCAGUAGUAAUUGCUGAUUGCCUAGGAGAUUAAUAAACAUCUCCCCCUCCAAUACAGCCACUGAUUACAAAAAACAACAACAAUCGGGUGCAAACCACCAGAGAGAAGCCAAGCAGCAUGAAGGGGGAAAAUGGCGACUGUGCUUGAAUCUGUAAGUGCUGCAAGUGAUGUGUGUGACAAGGAGAUUCAUUUGGGAAAUCCAUUUGUAAUAUCGAGGACUGUGAAGAAAGCAGUGGGAAAGGUGGAUUCAAUCAAGGUGACUAGAAGCGGACUUGUUUUGGUUAAUUGUGUUGAUGAAGAACAGCAGAAGUGUGCACUGGAUCUGGAUGAAUUCUUCAAGUCAGAAGUAACAUGUAUUGAUCUUCGGAGCAGGGCGCCUGCCAAAGGAGUUAUAGCUGGAGUCUUGUUGGAUAUACAGCUGCGGAAAAAAUUAAGAGACCACUGCAAAAUUAUCAGUUUCUCUGGUUUUACUAUUUAUAGAUAUGUGUUUGGGUAAAAAUAACAUUUUUGUUUUAUUCUAUAAACUACUGACAACAUUUCUCCCAAAUUCCCCCCCAAAAUAUUGUCAUUUAGAGCAUUUAUUUGCAGAAAAUGACAACUGGUCAAAAUAACAAAAAAGAUGCAGUGUUGUCAGACCUCGAAUAAUGCUAAGAAAAUAAGUUCAUGUUCAUUUUUAAACAACACAAUACUAAUGAAAUCAAUAUUUGGUGGAAUAACCCUGAUUUUUCAAUCACAGCUUUCAUGUGUCUUGGCAUGCUCUCCACCAGUCUUUCACAUUGAUGUUGGGUGACUUUAUGCCACUCCUGGCUCAAAAAAUUCAAGCAGCUCGGCUUUGUUUGAUGGCUUGUGACCAUCCAUCUUCCUCUUGAUCACAUUCCAGAAGUUUUCAAUGGGGUUCAGGUCUGGAGAUUGGGCUGGCCAUGACAGGGUCUUGAUCUGGUGGUCCUCCAUCCACACCUUGAUUGACCUGGCUGUGUGGCAUGGCACAUUGUCCUGCUGGAAAAACCAAUCCUCAGAGUUGGGGAACAAUGUCAGAGCAAAAGGAAGCAGGUUUUCUUCCAGGACAACCUUGUACGAGGCUUGAUUCAUGCAUCCUUCACCAAGACAAAACUGCCCGACUCCAGCCUUGCUGAAGCACCCCCAGAUCAUCACCGAUCCUCCACCAAAUGUCACAGAGGCUUGUAGGCCUCUCCAGGUCUUCGUCUAACCAUUAGACGACCAGGUGUUGGGCAAAGCUGAAAAUUGGACUCAUCAGAGAAGAUGACCUUACUCCAGCCCUCUACGGUCCAAUCCUUAUGGUAUUUUGCAAACCUCAGCCUGGCUCUUCUUUGCUUCUAAUUGAUGAAGGGCUUUUUUCUAGCUUUGCACGACUUCAGCCCUGCCCCUAGGAGCCUGUUUCGAACUCGCUGUGCAGUUCACCCCAGCUGCCGUUUGCCAUUCUUUUUGUAGGUCACUUGAUGUCAUCCUACGGUUGUUGAGUGACAUUCGAAUGAGUUGGCGGUCAUCCUGGUCAGUAGAGAGUUUUUUCGCCCUCUGCCGGUCUGUAGCUUUGUUGUCCCCAAUGUCUGCUGCUUGACCUUGUUCUUAUGAACCGCCGUCUUUGAAAUUUUAAGGAUGGAAGAAACCUGACGCUCACUGUAUCCCUCUGCCAGUAAAGCCAGAAUUGAACCCUUCUUUUCCUCACUCAACUUUCCUUUUCAACUCUUUUGGCAUGGUCAAUCGUUAUUUUUUUAUUAAUAUUAUUUUUGAGGUACUAUUAGCACUGUUUUUGCCAUCCAGCUGGUCCUAUUGCAAGAGGAUAGUGAUAACCACAGCAGUGGUUUUUAUACUUUUCCUUGUUGGUUCAUGUGAUCACCUAAUCAGUACCUAAUUCAGUAGAAUGAGGUGUGCCUGUGUUGGAAUUCAACAGACACUGGAAUGGAAUGGCUGUCAUACAUGUAGAGAUGCUGAUUUAAGAAACAUUUGCAGUGGUCUCUUAAUUUUUUCCACAGCUGUAGAUGAUGAGUACCUUAGUCAGAAAAUCCCAGGAGUGGUCAGUGCACGUCGCCUGACCCGUUUGGUAAAUGGAAGGAAGGAGAAAAGCCUAUCGAUAUUAUUGUUGUUUGAGGAGACUCUGACUCUGAGAAUAUGUGAAGCUUGGAAUUGUGAGGUAUGUGGUGAGCGCAUUUGUGUCCAAACCAUUACAGUGUGGAAAUUGUAAAGGAUGUGGUCACGUGUCAAAUGCUUAUAGACGGGAGAAGUAUUUUGAAGAAUCAGAGAAUGGAAAAUGUUGCAACUGUGGUGGGGAUCAUACUCCGGACUUCCUUGAGUGCCCUGCGCAGCGGAUCUCCUAUGUGGAGGUGGUGAAGAGAGUCGAAGGGGCAAGAAGGAACCGUGUUAAAGAUAUUGUGGUGGAUGCAUUGCAACCAGUUGCAAGUGUUUUAAGUCAAUCGGGUGAUCUGGAUACACUCAUUGUGAAGAAGGUAGUUAACCUCUACGGGAUCGGUGUCUAACGUGCGCUAAUGUGAUUAGCAUGACUGUGUAAGUAACAGCAAACUUUCCAGGACAUAGACAUGUCUUAUAUGGGCAGAAAGCUUACAUUCUUGUUAAUCUAACUGCACUGUCCAAUGUACAGUAGCUAUUACAGUGAAAAAAUACCAUGCUAUUGUUUGAGGAGAGUGCACAAGAACAAAAAACGUAUCACUUAUCUAAAUUGCGCCUAAACUGCAAUAUUAUAUUGUGGCCUUUUUCUUGCAUUUCAAAGACGAUGGAACAAUUUUUUUUAUAUAAAACUCAUGUUUUUUUGUUUGUAUUAUCUUUUACCAGAUCAAAUUAUUCUGUUAUAUUCUCCUACAUUAAUUUCACAUUUCCACAAACUUCAGUGUUUCCUCUCAAAUGGUAUCAAGAAUUUGCAUGUCCUUGCUUCAGGUCCUGAGCUACAGGCAGUUAGGUUUGGGGAUGUCAUUUUAGGCUAAAAAUGAAAUAAAGGGUCCGAUUCUUAAGAGGUUAACAGUGAUUAAUUGUACAGCACAAGUGUCUAAGAAGCCGAGAAGUUUUUGGGGCGCCAAGACUUCACGGCAGAAGCACUACAAUGACUAUUGUCGCUAGGAAAUGUCCCGCCCUCACAGGAGCCUGUGUUGGGACCUGAUUAAAAUGAGUUUUUUACAGAAAAGCAGGUUGAUUUUGUUUAGUUAAUUUCUUUUUUGGUAGUUUGAAUUAUUUAUUUUUUAUUAUUACCGAAAUGUUUUCCUUUUUGGGAUCCUUAUUAUCCACCCGCACAGUAGGUGGCAGAACGCACAUCUAAUUGUUGCGAACGCCAUUAUACCAUAGAAGAAGAACAACAAUCACAUAUUGCCCUGCCCCUUAAUCCUGGUUGAUGUGUCAACAAUCAGCUGCAAGUUAUGAGCAGUCAGCAGUUCACACAACAAGUAGGCUGCUGGGAAGACAGACAGCACUUUAAAGUAGAUGGCCCUAGCUAUCAAAAAGACAGUACUAGACAACAACAGCUUAUACUUAUCACUCCUGGAGAUAUCUGGAGUCCUCUAGCUAUAGAUGGAAGCACAAUGGCUGAUGAUACCUAGCAAUACCUAACUUGCUUGCUAGCUUGUUAAUACCCACAUGAGGGUGAAGCUAGCAUGGCUAAGAGAGUGCCGCUUGUAUAGACAAUACCCCUGUAAGCAGCGCAAUUGACGUUGAAUACACCGAUGCAUCAGGCUGUAAAAUCAUAGUCAUGGGUAUCUGCAUACAUGGAGUGUGUCUGGAAGUGGGCGUGGCGAAAUAAGUGGGAGGAUCAACACAAGUGGGUGUAUGAAAAGCAAAUCAGCUAAUUGGGCAGAUUUGUUGCCACUCAAGACCAUUUUGCGUGACUGACUGGGCUGCACAACGAGUCGAUAAGCCGGUGCGAAUGAAAUGGAUUUCCAUGGCCGAGCAGCUGCACACAAGCCUAAGAUCCCCAUGUGCAAUGCCAAGCGUCGGCUGGAGUGGUGUAAAGCUCUCCGCAAUUGGACUCUGGAGCAGUGGAAACACGUUCUCUGGAGUAAUGAAUCACGCUUCACCAUCUGGCAGUCAGACGGACUAAUCUGGGUUUGGCGGAUUCCAGGAGAACGCUACCUGCCCCAAUGCAAAGUGCCAACUGUAAAGUUUAGUGGAGGAGAAAUAAUGGUCUGGGGCUGUUUUUCAUGGUUCAGGCUAGGUCCCUUAGUUCCAGUGAAGGGAAAUCUUAAAGCACCAGCAUACAUAUACAUUCUAGACGAUUCUGUGCUUCCAACUUUAUGGCAACAGUUUGGGGAAGGCCCUUUCCUGUUUCAGUAUAAAAAUGCCCCCGUGCACAAAGUGAGGUCCAUACAGAAAUGGUUUUUCGAGAUCGGUGUGGAAGAACUUGACUGGCCUGCACAGAGCCCUGACCUCAACCCCAUCGAACACCUUUGGGAUAAAUUGGAACGCCGACUGCGAGCCAGGCCUAAUCGCCCAUCAGUGAUCGACCUCACUAAUGCUCUCGUGGCUGAAGUCCCUGCAGCAUUGUUCCAACAUCUAGUGGAAAGCCUUCCCAGAAGAGUGGAGGCUGUUAUGGCAGCAAAGGGGGGACCAACUCCAUAUUAAUGCCCAUGAUUUUGGAAUGAGAUGUUCGACAAGCAGGUGUCCACAUACUUUUGGUCAUGUAGUGUAUCUUUGCUCCGCAGGCCUUUUGUUUGACACAUGUGGCUUAGUCUAACAGAGCUCACCUGUUUCUGUGUUCAGUUGAACCAGUCAGGCUCCAGUGUCAGGGGGCUGGUGGAGCUGCAGUCGGGCAGGAGGAAGCUGUGGGCUCUGGGGGAGCUGGCUGUCACUGAGGGCGGCUACCGUCAAGCCCUGGAGCUCAACCACACCUACCCACAGGUAGGCACCCAUUCACUGUACAAGCUGUCUCCUAGUUAUGAGUUCACACUAAAAACAUUGUUGUAGGUGCUGGAUAGGUGUAAAUAAUAUGGCGUAAGCUUUUUUAAAAGUCUGUUGGAAGACUAGGUUCCUUCAGAUAUGUAGUUCAUUCAGAUCCGCAAACAAUGGAAUCUUUCCAAAUCAUCUGCAAACACUAAGAUUAUGCAUUCUGAAUAACCGUUCCUACCAUGCCACCAUCACAGCUUUCAUACUAAUACUUUGUGAUGUACUUAUUUCCAGGGUUGGGGUCAGUUUUUAUUUCAAUUCGAUCAAUUCAGGAUGUUAAACUGAAAUUCAAAUGUUCCUCAAUGUAAUUGAGACAUUGGAAGAAAUUGGAAUCGGAAUUUCAGUUUACUUCCUCAAUUUAAAUGUCAUUGACCCCUUACCCAACCCUGCGUUUGACCAUGCGAUUGGUUGUGUUGUUAGCUGAAGCCCCUGCCUAGGAACAUUGCAGUGAGGAUGUUGUACGAGGCGAGGAACUGGAGCCACCAGCUGCAGCAUUGGGCCGUGUGGGGCAGUCAGGAGUUCAACAUGGCAGGCCUCUACGCUGCCCCUCCAGGACUGCAGCUGGGAGACCGCACACUCAAUGGUACUAUACACUAUUGGCCAGUUUCAUGUAUAACCAGCUCAUACUGUCUUAAAAUCAUCUUGUACUAAUACUUCUGACUAAAUACCCGCUAUUUUGAGUCUGUUGGAAUGUACAUAGAAAUAAUAACAUCAUGCCUUAUUGUAAGACAUGAUCUAGGCUCAUAUAUACAUAUAGGAACUUAUUAAACAUUAUACCUGCAGGCUUUACCUAUGUGACGUGUUUCCUUGUCCUCAGUUCAGAUUGCGUCUGUGCCUCGCGGGUGCAGUCUGGAUGUGGCGUUAGAGCGCUCCCUCCAUGGUAGACUGGACAGUGUUGUGCUGGGCUGGAACAGACAUGGAAGACAGGAGGAGGUGAGACUGGUUACACUACUGAGCUAUGAGUUGAGAGUCAACAAUGUAUUGGAUCAUUGGAAUGAAUUGAUGUGUGAAUGAAUUCAUAAAUGAAUGGACAAAUGAAUGAAUGAGUAUACUGCUUGAUCCCCAGUAGGGUUGCAACAUUCCCUGUUUUUUCAAGCUGCAUGAGAAUCCUCCAACUGGGAUUCUUGAAAAAACAGUGCAUUUUGGGAAAGGUUUGGGAAUUUUGCAACCUUAUUCCCCAGAGAGGAUGCCUGAAGGAGACAAUAUAGGCCUGUAUAGGAUGAUUGUAGUACUUCAUGUUGUCUUUCUGGAAUGUGUUACUGUGGAUCUGAUUUGUGUUUUUGUGUUUGUUCAGGUUCGAGCUCUCUCCUUGUGGAGGGGUCAGGGGGAGAGUAGUGAGACAACAAUGGAGCUGAGACAGCCAUUCACCGUAACACUCUCCCAACUCUACCUGCACACAAUCUCACACACCUCGGCCACAGACCAAAGAAGCAACCAUCAGGUACCGGCAAGAUGGACACGUGCACACACCACACACACGUAUCAAUAUAAUUGAUUUAUGACGUGUGUGUGUCUCUCUCUCUUUCUCUCUCUCUCUGUGAGCUCAGACCCAUGUCUCCUGGGACAGUGGAUUUCCUGUGAAUGUUUCCCUCACCCUCAGCCAACAGUGGCUGGACAGCUUCACUAGGGGGCAGGCCUGUGCCCGCUUCUCUCCUGCAGAGGUACAACCAUAGACACAAUAGCAUGUUCUAUUUAAGUCUGUGGGUACAAAUUCCCACUCUAGUACCAUCUAUUGUUGAUGGUUCCCACUGGUUAAUAAAGGUUAACAGGGAUGUGUUUCCCAAAACGUUAAGAACGUUGUUCAUCCGUUGCCUACCAAUCGAUUUAAGAUUAUCUUAAUGCUACACCCAAGACUUGUUUUGUUUUUUCUAAUCUUUCAUCUGGAGCUCAGCUGGAGUGUGUGUGCUUGUGUGACCUACAGGCAGUAGUCCCUUCCCUGGUGGCUGUUGAGGGAUGUGUCUCAGUGGCCAAGGAAGGGAACCUCCUACUCCCAGAAUGCUGAGCUGAAGUGGGGUGACAAGAGCCUCAGACAAAGCAUGAACUACCAGGUACUGAAUUCAGGUCAUUAUUGUAAAAUGUGUUCUCGAUUACUUACCUGGUUAAAUAAAGGCACACCAUUCUUUUUUGGAGGUGAUCGGUGCGAGAAAUCACUAAUCUGGAUCACAUAAUGGUUAUUUGGAAUGUAAAUAAUUGAUACAUCUUACUCUAUUUAAAGGGUUAAUAGUGUAGUCUCUAGAGUGUGUGUUGUGUGUUUCCACAGAGGAGUGCCACAGGACUACACACCCUCCAGCUGGAGGCUGGAGCAGAGAACGUGUCUCCCGCCCCCAUGUCCCUCACACACCCUGCUGGCCCAGUUCCACACCAACCUCAGAGACAGGAUGGAGCACCACAUACAGGUGGGCCUCUGUCCCCCACACCUGGUGAGUAUGGUCAUCCUGUUAGGUCAUCGUCGACCUAACUUCAUUAUUAUACUGUUGUACAGAGACAGAGUAAGCACUUAGUACAACCAGUGUGUUGUUUUCUGUGUGUGUGUGUGUGUAUCUAUAUGACAGUCUCUUGGCUGGUCUGGGUACCACAGAGUGAACAUAGGGGCAGAGCUGCUGUACACCAAGACCCGUCUCUCUGUGACGGGACAUCCACACUGCAGCCUCAGCCUGGCUCUCACCAACUCCUCCACUGCAUACAGCACCAACAUAUCACUGGUAACUGAGGUGAGCACUGCUAUUAGCCUUUACCAGGGUAUUAUUUUAAUAUACUGUAUGUACAUUAUGGUCUUUAUUAUGUACAUUGUAUGUGUAUUAUAUGGUAAUAUACAUGAUUGUAUUAUAGGGCAUGGGGCAAGGUCAUGUGUUCAUACCAUUAGAGUUUAUAGCCAUCUGUAUCUGCACCGUGUAAAGUAUUUACCUUUUUACCUGUGUGUGUCUGUCUGUCCGUCUGUGUGCCUGUCUGUGCUGUAGUCUAUGGUGGGUAACUGGAGUGUGGAGGUAGGGGGCAGUGCACUCUCCUCCCUGCGGGGUCCUGGGCUGCAGAUCCAGGUCAGACUCGACCGCAGUGAGCAGGUGUGGCUGAGGGGGGCACUAGAGGGACGCUGUCUACACACCACAGCUGGAUAUGGGAACGGUAAUAUAGGCUUGAAGAUUGAGAACAAAAUAAGUUGUGGCUAGUAAUGUUAGGCAAGCCCAUUGUAUAUCUUUCAUCUCAAUAGAUCAUGUCAUGAUCUAAGAUUUUACUUGACUGGUGUUCAUAAUUGUGUCUUUGGUGUGUGUGUGUGUGUGUGUGUUUGUGUGUGUGUGUGCAGCUAUAGGACCAGAUGAGGACCUCACAGUGGCACUGUGUCUGGAGGGCCAACGGAAGUUAGGCCUAACCCUUGAAGUACUGAGACGAGAGGACGGGACUCUGCUUGAGUCACUCACGUCCGUCUCCGUGGGCACAGCCAAUCAGAGCCUGUUGUUACGGGCCAGGGGAUGUGCAGAGAGCCUAUUGGCAGUGGAGGUAAGAGAUUUACACCCAGUAGAAAGCGACCGUUGAUCUGUCUCAUGAAAACAUGAGACAUCCUACCAGACUUCCUGAAACCAGUUUCCUGAUUAUCCCACUAUUUCAAUGCCGUCUCCAGGCUCAGGUCCACCAUUUGGGCUCUCAGAUGAGGAAUAAGAUCUUGGAGAGAGUGCAGACGUUACAGCAACUCCUGACAGAAUUUGGCCUGCAGGUUUGCUUUGGAAAUUAAUUUACAUCCGUGGUAUAUGACUUACUUGAAUGCUUGAAUACAUAGACCCUUACUUGAAUGCACUAAUUGUAAUAUUAAGUAGCUCAGGAAAAGAGCAUCUGUCCAAAUCAAAUGUUAGUACUCCAUAGAUUAAUCCACUAAUGUUUCUUAACAGCUUUCUAACAAUUAUGCCCUGUAAUCCUCCUGCCACUAGUCUAAGGACAUUGAAUUGCUUCAGGACCUGAGUGGCGCAGCCCUACGUUUUACCCAGAGAACAGAGACCCUGCUGGGGCAGAGAGAGGGAGGAGCGUGGGGCUCCUGGAGGACCAGCCGACUACGCCACGCUCUGUCCCACUGCCUGCCACGCCUCCUCCUCCUGCUACAGCACGCCUCUCAGCUUGGACAGCAUGAGCUCAGGAGUGAGUGACCUUUGACCUAUCGUUGGGAGUCUAACCCUGUCAUAAACUUAUCUUAACCUAACCCCUAGGGUUUAUGCUAUCAGUCUGGUAAUGUCACUCACCUGAGUUGACAAGUUUAUGGAGGUUCAGUGAGUGUUUGUGUCUCUGUGUGUGCAUAUGCGUGUACAGUACAUACCUACACCUUCUAACUUUACCACCUCCAUUAUCCCCAUUCCCAGGACCACUGGCCACUAUAGCCGGGGCGUACCAUGAUGUGACAGGCCAGAAGGUAGACUCUGUAUGGAGGGAGGCUGUGUCCAUGUGGACAGACAGACUGGUGGAGCUCCUACCCCCCCUACUGGAGAACCCUCAUCUCAGACCCGUAGCCCAGUUCACCCUCACUACCCUCAGCACUGUCCUGGAUGUGGUGAGUUUAUAGUGGAUUGAGACACUAUACUAGAAAAGGGGAAUGACCGAUUGGUAUGGCAGCCAUUUUGGAGAGAGUUGUGUGGUUGUAGGAAUAACGAAGGAGUUUAUUUCUGGCAAUUUACGCUUGCAUAUUUGUACCAGGUGAGCCAUCAGACUGCCCACUGGGCAGAGUUGAGGUUGGCAGUAGCCUUGGCGGGGGUCAGAAGAAGAUUGGCCUCGGUGUACAAACUCUCCGCAAGGUUUGAACUCUACUAGAGCUUCCGUUUCUGUUUGUUAACUGUAUUAUUUUGUAUUAAAUUAAAGAAUAUCCUUAAACAUUUCCUAGAGUGAGUUUAUCAUGUACUUGAGCUACAAGGAACAUGAUUGUUGCAUGUUUUUGUUGAGAUAGGCAGAAGACACAUUUCUGUUCUUACAAAAAUGGACAAUAAAGUAUCUAUUUUAUUAUAUUUUACUCCCCCAGUGACUGCGCUGUGUCUGUAACUAUACCUCUGCCCCUGGCGUGGGGCCCUUGGUCCAGGAUGGAGAAGUUUGGGGUGGUGGAGGUCCUUCUGGAGGAGUGGCUCCUCAGGCCCUUGCAGGCCCUCACCUCCCUCAGACCCACCGCCGAGCUCUACCGCCUCAAGAGGAGGAUCAUGGACAGCCCCUUCUGCCGUGAGCUAGAUCGCCAUUUUGUAUUGGGAUUGGAGCCGUGGGCUCUUUCUCAAUGUAUGUUUCCUUGAAUUUGCUCACCUCAUCUGCUUGCCAACCAUGGACCUUCUCCUCCCAAACUGUUGAGAAGGAGGCGAGGAGACAGGAUGCAAGGAAUUGAGGAAAGAUUAAUUGAGAAAAAGCCAUUUAUUUAUUGGUCCGUUAUUUUAAUAUCUCUAAAAUGCAUCUUUGGUCUCAUCCAUCCUUUGUGAUAUUAGCCGAUCCCUCUCUCUGUCCCUCUCUCUCUCCGUCCCUCCCUCCCUUCACCAGAUGUAGCUCUGUUGGUGGCCGACCAGUUUGUGGUGUCGUUCGACGGCCACCUGUAUGAGCUGCCAGGCCCGUGUCCAGUCAUCCUAGCCCGCGAUGUCACUCAGGAUGACUCCUUCACUGUGCUACUAGGUUCAGACUCCAACUCACAGCGCACUCUGGUGGUGCGGAUGAAUAACAGCACUGUCACCAUCCACCACAAUGGAGAGGUACAGGACAUUAUAAUAAACGGUUUUUACACUGUUCUCUAUACAGUAUUUCAGAUAAUGACAUUAUUGAAAGGAUGAUUUGAUAAAACAGAUAUAAUUUUUCUACUAUUACAGGUGAAAUCCAAUUGUCAUGGCACACAGACAUCCUACAGUGAUAAUGGACUGGUCAUCAGGAAAGAGGGGAAUGUUGUUGAGGUGUCCAAUCAGAAUGGAGCGCUGGUGUCUUGUGACCCAUCGCUCGACCUGUGCAGCCUGACUCUGAAUGGCUGGCUACAUGGUAUGAACGUAAUUCAAAAUAAGACAUUUGCGCACCAUUACGCUUUUGAUAACAAUAAUUACUGUUUAGGUUUACUGAGUACGGACUUCCACCAAAAGCUUUUUUUCCCAGAGAAUCUCAUGUCAUAUUUAUACCGAUGUAUGGUAGUAUUAUUUAGUUCAAGUAGACAAGCAGAGGUAAUUAGUGACUCCUUCACUGUCUAUAUGUCAUUAUAUGUCAUUCACUGUCUUUGAUUGUCUAUGCAGGUGUGUCCACUGGUGUCCUAGGGACCAAUGACAAUGAAGCAGGAAAUGACUUCCCUCUUCCUGAUGGCUCCCAGGCUGACAACAUGGCUGACUUUGUGCACAGCUGGCAGGUAGGACAAGACACAUUUGACACAUUAUGGCUUUACAGUUAUAGCCUCCUACAUAAAUAAAAAAUCUAUGAAUGUGCUUUUCAUUCUCAUUCCCAUGUGUUUUUGCCUACAGAUCAGUCCUGAGUGUGGCGGUGUCCCACAGAUAGCAGAGCCCUGUUCUAAGAUGACUGCCGACUCUCUGAGCUGUGACUUUCUCUUCUCUGCCCGUGACUCUCCACUGGGCUCCUGCUUCAGAGUGGUGAGGACAGCUUUACACACACACUUGGUGUAUACUGUGCAGCAUUACUAGGGCUGACCCCAUUUAGUCGACUGGUCGAUUGUUUGGUCGAUAGGUUGUUGGUCUGACCGAGAUUUCUUUAGUCAAGCAGUAGCAAAAAAAAAAAUGUUUUGCAAUCAUAGUGUACAAGACACCUGUCUGAUUGGCGCCUGUCUGAGUGGACUGAUCCAUUGUGGAGGCCGUGGGGAUGGCACAGUCCAUCACUCUAAGACAUGCUACUGAAAUUGUAUAUGGUUAUAUUACGUAAGAACAAUGGUGCAACACUAAUACAAAUAAUAUUAUUUUAUAACAAAUGCUUUCUCCCGCAUUGGAUAGUGGUCGCUUUCCAACGGUUCAGAAACACAUCAGUGCGCUGUUGAACUGGCGCCUUUUCCUAGACCAUGUUGCUAUGUGCAUGAUAGCAAGGUUAACCAGCAUAUUGGUGUUGAGAACAAUGCAGCGGAGGCAGCAGCAGAAUGAGGAGAUGAGAAAACAGCCCUCGCCUUAUUGUCUAAGAAAAGUGAGGAGAGAGGAAACGCCAACUUUUAAUUAGAUCUACAGUUGAUGUCGGAAGUUUACAUACACCUUAGCCAAAUACAUUUAAAAUCAGUUUUUCACAAUUCCUGACAUAUAAUCCUAGUAAAGAUUCCCUGUCUUAGGUCAGUUAGGAUCACCACUUUAUUUUAAGAAUGUGAAAUGUCAGAAUAAUAGUAGAGAGAAUGAUUUAUUUCAGCUUUUAUUUAUUUCAUCACAUUCCCAGUGGGUCAGAAGUUUACAUACACUCAAUUAGUAUUUGGUAGCAUUGCCUUUAAAUUGUUUAACUUGGGUCAAAUGUUUCGGGUAGCCUUCCACAAGCUUCCCACAAUAAGUUGGGUGAAUUUUGUCCCAUUCCUCCUGACAGAGCUGGUGUAACUGAGUCAGGUUUGUAGGCCUCCUUGCUCGCACACGCUUUUUCAGUUCUGCCCACACAUUUUCUAUAGGAUUGAGGUCAGUGCUUUGUGAUGGCCACUCCAAUACCUUGACUUUGUUGUCCUUAAGCCAUUUUGCCACAACUUUGGAAGUAUGCUUGGGGUCAUUGUCCAUUUGGAAGACCCAUUUGCAACCAAGCUUUAACUUCCUGACUGAUGUCUUGAGAUGUUGCUUCAAUAUAUCCACAUAAUUUUCCUUCCUCAUGAUGCCAUCUAUUUUUUGAAGUGCACCAUUCCCUCCUGCAGCAAAGCACCCCCACAGCAUGAUGCUGCCACCCCCGUGCUUCACAGUUGGGAUGGUGUUCUUCGGCUUGCAAGCAUUCCCCUUUUUCCUCCAAACAUAACGAUGGUCAUUAUGGCCAAACAGUUAUAUUUUUGUUUCAUCAGACCAGAGGACAUUUCUCCAAAAAGUACGAUCUUUGUCCCCAUGUGCAGUUGCAAACCGUAGUCUGGCUUUUUUAUGGCGGUUUUGGAGCGGUGACUUCUUCCUUGCUGAGCGGCCUUUCAGGUUAUGUCAAUAUAGGACUCGUUUUACUGUGGAUAUAGAUACUUGUGUACCUGUUUCCUCCAGCAUCUUCACAAGGUCCUUUGCUGUUGUUCUGGGAUUGAUUUGCACUUUUCGCACCAAAGUACGUUAAUCUCAAGGAGAGAAUGCGUCUCCUUCCUGAGCGGUAUGACGGCUGCGUGGUCCCAUGGUGUUUAUACUUACAUACUAUUGUUUGUACAGAUGAACGUGGUACCUUGAGGCGUUUGGAAAUUGCUCCCAAGGAUGAACCAGACUUGUGGAGGUCUACAAUAUUUUUUCUGAGGUCUUGGCUGAUUUCUUUUGAUUUUCCCAUGAUGUCAAGCAAAGAGGCACUGAGUUUGAAGGUAGGCCUUGAAAUACAUCCACAGGUACACCUCCAAUUGACUCAAAUGAUGUCAAUUAGCCUAUCAGAAGCUUCUAAAGCCAUGACAUCAUUUUCUGGAAUUUUCCAAGCUGUUUAAAGGCACAGUCAACUUUAGUGUAUGUAAACUUCUGACCCACUGGAAUUGUGAUACAGUGAAUUAUAAGUGAAAUAAUCUGUCUGUAAACAAUUGUUGGAAAAAUUACUUGUGUCAUGCACAAAGUAGAUGUCCUAACCGACUUGCCAAAACUAUAGUUUGUUAACAAGACAUUUGUGGAGUGGUUGAAAAACAAGUUUUAAUGACUCCAACCUAAGUGUAUGUAAAAUUCAGACUUCAACUGUAUAAUCAAUAGCUGUUAAAUGUGCCUGGCUUUAAAAAUCAUCAAUAUACAGUAUCUACAGAAAUAAGACAGAUCCUGCUUCUGUUGCCUAUUUGAGUGUUUGUUUAAUAGCCUACUGAUUCCGUGAGCACCAAGCCUCACGCAAUGACUGGUCAAGUAAACAAUUUCACAAAUUAGGCUGUUUUUAAUCUUUGUAAUAAAGACUUUACACUUUUUUCGUUAGAACAGCCUCUCUGCUAUUAAUUAUCAUUAAUUUAGUGUUUACACUGUUCAACAUUUUCCAAAAAAGUAUAUUUAUUAUAUUUAUAAUAAUAAUAACACUAAUUUUUCUUGAUCUCCUUCUUAUUGUUAUUAUUAAUAUUAUGAUCAUCAUUAUAAUAAUAAGUAAUGUCAUUAUCAUUAGUAGGCUUAGUAUAGCAGCCUUGUAUGACCACCAUUGAGCUGUAGGCCUAAGAGCGCAUCCAGAGUUUGUUAUAGCCAAUUUAUUGAUGUGAUUAAGAUAUGCUAUAGGUCAGGCCCUAUUGUGCCCUAUUCAGAUGUGAUUUAUUUUACUGGGGGAGGUCGGGUAAUGUAAUUGUGUGCGCCAGCACAAAACACCACAUCUGUAAUCUUUGCCCCGUCCGAAUCUGACAUGUCAGUAAUUUUUACAGGGCAGGAGAGUGACAAUUCCAGCCAGAAUAACAUACAGUUUUUUGGCGAACUCCAAGGUCUUCUGAUAAUACUAGUCCCGUGCAAAUCGACAUACCUGUGUUUUGAGAUAAAUGUCUGAGUUUGACAGGUGUUGCUUGCGGUUUGCGCAAGAAAACAAUAACUGAUUGGAUAAACUGAAGUGCUGCGCAUAGCCUAUAUAUGAAUGGCCUACAUGUAGCCUAUCAACUUUUACAGUGAAUGCUUUUGUUGAUAUGUUUUGUGCAUAUGAAUUGAAUAUUGGCAAAUGCAUAAGUAAAAAAUAUUGAGCCUAUUUAAUGCAACCCUUGCUGUUAAUAGAUCGCAAAGCAGCAUACAGCUGACCUAAACAUUUGGAUAUGAUAAAUUAACUUUCUCAUCCAUUGCCUUAAAACACACCUCAAGUGCAAUUGCACUGUUAACUCACAUCUGAAGGCUGGGGGGCAUUUAGGAUGUACUGCCGAUCGCAAAACUAUCCUAAUGAUCACACUUCCUCAAUUCAAGUAUUAUGGCAACACUCUACCAAAGAUGGUCUGGUAUGGCUUUGAAACUUGGGAACCAAGCUGGAGUUAUCAGUGUGGCUUGUUGAAAUACUGCAUCUUCACGCCUAGAAUAAAAACCUCCAGACUUCCGUCAUAACUGUACAUUUAUUAAAAAAUAAAUACAAAAAUAAUUUAUAGGGGGCAGUUUGGAAAAAACGAAUUUCGUCCGAAUCGUACUCUGGAAUAAAGAACAUUCUGGAGUAAUAAUUACAUAACCAACGUUCUCUAGUAAUACUAGUCCGGUGGGAAUAGGUCUUUGGUCACGUGCAGGCGAUGCAUACAUGUGUCACGUAAAGAGAGCAAGGGUUGAGGGAAUAUGGAAUGUUUUUCCUAAACAAAUGAGGGAUUUCGGUAACAGAACUUUUCAGUCGGAAAUGGCUGUAGUUAUGUUGCAGCUUCAGCAACACGGACAGCGCGAUAAACACUGUGAUGUUCUGUGGUGGUCGCUGCAGCAGGGAGGAGAGAGAGACAACGGGUGCCAGUCACACAGUCACUUGCUGUUUUGUUUUUUUAACAGCGCAGCAAGUCUGAGCCCGGCCCCGCACAAUCAAAUCAGUUACUGGUCGGACUCCCUCUAGUAAUUUGUGUGUCUUCAUUAUUUCAUCAAACAGUGUGCUUAAAGCAUCAGACAAGCUAAGAGAAUAUAGUUGAUUUGAUUAAAACACAUAAGAUGUGGCAAUAUAUGGAAAAAUACACGUUAAAAAAAUUUGACCAAUUGAUUUUUUAGUCGGGGACAGCCCUAAGCAUUAAUCAAUCAAUCAAUCAAAUUGUAUUUAUAAAGCCCUUUUUAUAUCAGCAGGUGUCACAAAUUGCUAUACAGAAACCCAGCCCAAAAACCCCAAACAGCAAGCAAUGCAGAUGUAGAAGCAUGGUGGCUAGGAAAAACUCCCUAGAAAGGCAUGAAGAAACCUAGAGAGGAACUAGGCUCUGAGGGGUGGCCAGUUCUCUUCUGGCUGUGCCGGGUGGAGAUUAUAACAGUACAUGGCCAUUAAGGCCAGAUUGUUCUUCAUGAUGUUCAAACGUUCAUAGAUGACCAGCAGGGUCAAAUAAUAAUCACAGUGGUUGUAGAGGUUGCAACAGGUCAGUACAUCAGGAGUAAAUGUCACUUGGCUUUUCAUAUCCGGGCAUUUAGAGGUUGAGCGAGAGAGUUGAAAACAGCAGGUCUGGGACAAGGUAGCCCGUCCGGUGAACAGGUCAGGGUCAAUAGGCCAGGUAGUCCUGAGGCAUGGUCCUAGGGCUCAGGUCCUCCGGGAUGUAUUCUUAGCCAACAGCUAUCUAUUUCUCUCUCGCUCUCUCGCUCUCUCUCUCACUCUCUCUCUCUCUCAGGUGGACCCAGGCCAGUUCUUAUCGGUGUGUGAGAGAAGCCAUUGUGGCUCUGUCUUGGGCCCCUCCGGAGCCCCCUGUAGGCUAGCUGCUGCUUUUGUAUACCUCUGCCAGAGAAACUAUGUCCCGUUAGAGCUCCCUGUCCAAUGCAGUAAGUAUGAUGUA
Coregonus sp. 'balchen' is the source of this 67014-nucleotide messenger RNA. NCBI's taxonomy places the organism in Eukaryota, Metazoa, Chordata, Actinopteri, Salmoniformes, Salmonidae. The record is from the annotation of a GenBank genome assembly.